Pelobates cultripes (western spadefoot toad) is the source of this 48007-nucleotide messenger RNA. The record is from the annotation of a GenBank genome assembly. Lineage: Eukaryota; Metazoa; Chordata; Amphibia; Anura; Pelobatidae.
GAUUCUGGCUGCAGCUGACAGCUGGAGAGAGUCACCGGGAGACCCAGACUCACAGGAGGACAUCCUGGGACUACAGCCCUGGACCACACCGGGAGAGCCUGUCCCCACACUGGGCAUCAUGUACUGGGAGACUACAGGGCCUGCUGAGCCCGCUUAACCAGGAGCCUGCACCCCAUUAUAACCUGGGCAUCCCAGCACCCCAUUCCAGCCUCCACAGACCCCCAUCUUCCUGCACCCCAACUCUGCAAGCCAGCACCCCACCACUACACCCCCGGACAAACAUCACUACAGCUCUGGACCACUCCAACACAGACUGCACCCCAUUAUAACCUGGGCAUCCCAGCACCCCAUUCCAGCCUCCACAGACCCCCAUCUUCCUGCACCCCAACUCUGCAAGCCAGCACCCCACCACUACACCCCCGGACAAACAUCACUACAGCUCUGGACCACUCCAACACAGACUGCACCCCAUUAUAACCUGGGCAUCCCAGCACCCCAUUCCAGCCUCCACAGACCCCCAUCUUCCUGCACCCCAACUCUGCAAGCCAGCACACCACCACUACACCCCCGGACAAACAUCACUACAGCUCUGGACCACUCCAACACAGACUGCACCCCAUUAUAACCUGGGCAUCCCAGCACCCCAUUCCAGCCUCCACAGACCCCCAUCUUCCUGCACCCCAACUCUGCCAGCCAGCACCCCAUCACUACACCCCCGGACAAACAUCACUACAGCUCUGGACCACUCCAACACAGACUGCACCCCAUUAUAACCUGGGCAUCCCAGCACCCCAUUCCAGCCUCCACAGACCCCCACUAACUGCACCCCAACCCUGCAAGCCAGCACCCCACCAUUACACCUCUGACAAACAUUAAUACAGCACUGGACCACUUCAACAAAGAUUGCACCCCAUUAUAACCUGGGCAUCCUAGCACCCCAUUCCAGCCUUCACUGUCCCCCAUUCCCUGCAACCCAACCCUGCAAGCCAGCACCCCACCAUUGCACCCCCUGGCAAAUAUUAAUACAGCCCAGAACCACUUCAACACAGUCUGCACCCCAUUAUAACAUGGAUACCCCAGCACCCCAUUCCAACCUUCACUGAUCCCCCACUUCCUGUACCCACUCAGUCCUGCCAGCUAGCACUGCACCCCUGUCAUUCAGUCCAGAACCACUAUACUAACACUCCAAACUGCACAUACUGCACCCCAUUAUAGCCUGGGCAUCCCAGCACCCCAUAUCAGCCUUUACUGCCUUCUUCACUCACUCAUACCAAGCCCUGCAAGAUAACACCCCGUCAUUGCACCUCCUGCCAAACACCCCUACAGCACAAGACCACUAUACCUACACUCCACAUCUGCACAGAUCUCACCCUAUAAUCCCACUAGCCAAUUCCCAUCACUGCAUCCUAUUGUCAGAGUACCAUUAUUGCACCCACUGCACCUUUAUACAAUAUUUCUCACCCAGUGCCAGCCUCCCUGAACCUAUCUCCUGUUCAUAUCCUUCCUGCCCCUCAAAUAUUCCCAAUUUCUGACCCCUAGCCACUACUCACAUAACCCCAUUUCUGAUCCAGCCCUUCUCUGACUACUUUGGACACAUUGUAUCCUUUCAUUCUUCAAGGAUAGAAUAUCUGAGCAUUCAACAUUUUUCAUUUAGCACCCCCACAUUUUGGGGGUUUAUCCUUUAAAUAAAUUGGAUGUUCAUACUGUAUUAUUUUGGUCUCUGAUCCCAAAGCCCCCUGUAUGUCUCCACCUGUCACCAUUUCACCUGCACCACAUCUAGUCCCCAUGGAUGUCGCUGAGAAUUGCUGACCCUACCAUCACAACAUACAAUGGAGAGUGUUACUGUCCCCCAGGACAGGAGCUUUCAUAGCCCCUUUCUGGAGCUGGAGGACUUCACAGAGGCGGAUUUCAUGAGCAAUGUGGUAAGGACACAACGUGCAUAGUGUGGGGGUAUAUUUAUUGCUAGUGCGGCAUAUGACCUUAUAUACCAUGAUGCACCAGGAAAUUAAAUGCAUAUUCUAUACAGUCGAGUUACAAAAAAUAACUAUUAACUAAUUAGCUGUCAGGAUGGCCCAUACAACACUCUUCUGAUUUACCCACUGCCAUUGAGAUUAGUAGCCCCUGUAACUAGUGAACCAUACUGCCAAUGAGUUUAAUAGCCUCUGCAAUAUUGCCAAUACGUUUAGUUUAUACCCUGUAUAUAAUAAACCUGGCCCCUCACUGCCAAAAAUGAUUAGGCUCUGUAAUGAAUGACCAGAACAGCAUUACCAAUAUGUAUUGUAGAUGCUAACUAGUGCCCCACCAUUGCCAAUAAGUUUAAUAUCCUCUGUAAUUAGUGACCCUACCAUUGCCAAUAAUUUGGUAGCUCCAUAACUUUGGAUCCGCUAACUGCCUCUAAACAGUGCUGACCCCCCACUUAGUAUAGCAGCCCCUGUAAAUAGUGACUAUUACUCUGCCAAUGACUUUUAUAGCCCAUGUAAUUAGUGACCUCCAACUGCAAAUGGGUUUAGUAUCCCCUGGAAUCAGUGAGCUCCCCAAUGCCAAUGAAUUUAGUUGCCCAUGAUAUAACAAGUGACUCACCCCUCUCCCCCAAUGUGCUUAGUAGCCCCUGAAAUUAGGGUUCACGUCACUGCCAAUGAGUUUAUCAGAACCUGUAAUUAGUGACCACCCACUGUCAGUGAGCUUUGUAGCCCCUAUAAUUAGAGACUACCCAAAUUGUUAAUGAAGUUAGUAGCCCCUCUAAUUAGUGCUCCCCACAAUAACCCACGAUAAGACGCUGACAUUGUGUUUGAAUUGAAUUGCAUGCUCUUGGGUUUAGUUCUGUCAUGUCUAUUGUACUGGGAGCUGAAGGCUCAGUUACAGUAAGGCAGACCUGCCAUCUCCAAUUACAGAACAUAAGCGUUUCCUCCUCAGUUUUCCGUUGGCAGUACCGUCUUCUCUAUAAUACAUUUUAAAUUGCAGGUUGUGCUAUUGGCUUCUUACAGCAGCUCCAAUCUAGCCCUUCCACAGCGGCUGGGACUUGUAUUCUGGAAGAGAUUGCUUUGUGGCACAUUGAAAUCAGUCUUUCAAAAAGCCUGCAGCUUGAAGUGUGAUAAGGACUAAUAGUUCUUCCUUCAUAUCACUCACUCUUUCUUUAACUAUUGGGAACGUCCAAAUGUCCAUAGUUUUAUGGCGGUGAUUGCAAACUUUGGUAAACCAGAUGACUGUAAACCAUCCUGGCUACCAAGGGGUUAGCAAUUCUAUUAGGGGUAACCUACCUGUAGCAAUCUAGUUGUUUAACUGCAAGUCCUAUGAUCCUCAGAUGUUUAUUGAUUAAACAGUUAGUGUCAGUGAGCCGACAAUUAAGUCAAAUUUAGGCCGAGUUGGAAUAAAUUGUCUCUAGGCCUAAACUCUACAACUUGUUCUUCAAUGUGUGAAAGCUCACUGUGCCCAGUGUAUCUCUGACGUGUCAUUAUAUGAGAACAUCGCCUAUAGGUGUGAAUCUGUGAUCCUAGGUUGGCAAGAUUCGAUGGAUGUUGCAAUCACAAAUAUGGGAAGCAUGCUGCUGUCUGGAUACAUUAUAUUGCAUUACUGUCUGAUCCAAACACUUAACACUAGAGUUCCCAUUUAUAUAGCUUUGUGCCACCGUUCUUGGAUACCGCCAAUGGAUAAAUGUUCAUAGUGUUGAGUGUGCGUCAUCAAACUCAUUUAGAUUUGAUGAUAUUUAUUGGAAAUGUCAUUGUCAGUAUGGAAUGUGGAAAACAUCAAGCGACAUUGGAGCUCUGCAUUCGUAAGAGUGGAGUGUCAGAGCUUGUUUCAAGAUUAAGCUACUUUUAAUGACGCUGCAAGGGCUAGGGGAUACUUAGGGUGAGGGUCUUACAGGAUGAUCGUAGGCUCUGAGGCCCCUGUCUAACCCUUGGACUCUAGGCAGUUGCCUAUCGUCACCUGAUGAUUUGUCCCAUUCUGCUACCUUCUCUUGAUGCAGUGGACUACAAUUCUCAUGAUGCCCAGUCAUUGUAAGAAGACAAGGUUUAUUUUGGCCCUUGUUGAUGACUUGAACAGGUGACGCUAAUGUUUAACUUGUCAUUUUAAAGGAACACUCCACACACAAUGUGCUUAUAAUGUUUGGAGUGAAUAUGGUGUCAAGGGGUGUGCUGGCACACGCCCUCCCCUAUUGUAAGCUGUCAAACCAUUUAAGAACUGUUUUAUGGCUAAGGAGCGCAGGAUCCAGUGCAGGGCUAGCUCAUUGUCUGAGAACAUCAGCUGAUUGCUCUCAGCCAAUGAGCUAAGCCCUGCACUGUUUCUUUAUAUACUGCUUGAAAAUGUUAGGACUGCACCCAUUGCCUCCUAGCACCAUUACCACCGCAAUAAUCUAUAUGUUUAAACUGCAUAUAUUGUGUUUGCUUGCCUUGACCAUGUGGUAAAACAUACAGCAUUUGUGACCACCUAAUAGGGUCUGCCAGUCAGGUGUCCUCUCUCCAGCACCACAUGUGUCGUAGACAUUAAAUCGUAGCCUCCCAACCUUUCAAAUGAAUAACUAGAGACACUUUAAGUUGUUUUCGUAGCACUAUAGUGGCCUACAAUGCCAUGGAGGCAUAUUCAGUAAAAGAAUAAGCGGCACUUCUGCUGGGGCCAGACUUCAUGUCCCAUAAGCCUCUGGGAGACAAGAGAUUGUGGACUUUGACAACAUAGACCAGAAUGAGUGUUUCUGAUUGGUGGAGCCUCUUCUUAAUCUUUGAAAGGGUCGGUACAUUUCUCCCCCCUCCCUCCCCCACUUUUAAAACACAUUAUCAUUAAGAAAUGGACGCACCUCCAACAUGGAGUUUUUUGCUUGGGUACAUCUCUGUCUGAAGGUACAUAUGAUGGUUGAAGUUGUAAACAAUGAACACACAGAGCAGAGGUAGGCAACCCUUUAGUAGUAUUGUGCCAAAACAAGAUCUUAAAGUCCUUUGGCGUACCAGUACUAUUUUCUCAAACCGAGGUGUACAUGUUCCCGAAUUCUACCUGUGUUAUUUAUGGGUACUGCAGUUGCUUUGUAGCGUUGUUUUUGUGCGUAUAUGGGCUGUUUGUGGUAUUGUGUAUGAUACAUAUGCAUGCAGGCUGUGUAUAGGGGCUGCUUGUGGAAUUGUGAGUGUGGGGGUAUGUCACAUUGUGUGUUCGGUGGUGUGUGUAUGUGUGAGGCUAUUUGGGUUAUUGCAUGUGAGAGGCUGCAUGUGGGGUUGGGUGCGUGUAUGUGGAUUGUUAGUGGUGCUGUGUUUGUGUGUGGGCUGUUUGUAUUAUUUGUAUAAGGAGGAGGAUUAUUCUGAAGCUCUGUCUUUAUCUAGCAGAGUUUGUGGCUUCCCUGGGAUCAUAGGCGUGCGCAGCUUAUUGCAUUAGGGUGUGCACCCUAAAUCACAAACACACGCCGCGUGUAUAUGUAUGUGUGUGUGUGUGUGUGUGUGUGUGUGCACACACAUACAUACACUGCUGUGUGUGUGUGCUGCAUGAGGGUGGUUUGAGGGUGUUGUUAGUCCUGUUAGUGUGCUGGUGCUGUGUGUGUGUUUGUGAGGGUGCUGUUUCUGUGCUGUGUGUGAGAGGGUGCUGUGUGUGAGAGGAUGCUGUGUUUGAAAGGGUGCUGUGUGUGAGAGGGUGCUGUGUGUGAGAGGGUGCUGUAUGUGUGGGCUAGGGUGCUGUGUGUGUGGGCUAGGGUGCUGUGUGUGUGCGAGGGUGCUGUAUGUGUGCUGUAUGUGUGAAGGUGCUGUGUGUGUGUGUGGGUGAUGUGUGUGAAGUAUGUGUGUGGGUGCUGUGUGUCUGUGUGGGUGUGUGUGCUGUAUAUGUGUGGAUGAAUGUGGGGGUGGAGGUGGGGGUACAUUACUUAAUAUCCCCCCCUCCCUUCUUUGUAGGGAGGGGGGAUCGUGCUGCUGCAUUCCCUCGUGGUCCAGUGGAGAGUUCACUCUCGCGAGAUCUGAGCGUUGCCGUGGCAACGCUCCGACCUCCCGAGAGGAACCUGGCGGAGCUGCUGGUUGAGCUCCCCGGGUCCUCUCCUGCCUCCCUCCAUAGCGCCAGCUUUGCAUGAGCCGACAGGGGAGAUCCUGAGAUCUCCCCUGCCGGUCUCAACAAAUAGGCGUGCCCCGGGGGUUAGGGUGUGCCCAGGCACACCCGGCGCACACCUAUGGUGUGUAUGUAUAUGUGCAUACAUCUCAGCAUUUCACCUACACUACACACAAAUACAACCCUGCAUCCAAAUGUCAACCCUACAUAAAAACACACCACCAUAAAAAAAAAAAACCAGACUACAGAAAAAUGCACUCCUGCAUUCAAAUGCCAAUACGUGCAAACACACCCGUUCAUUCACUCUCACAUACGCCAUACAAAAACAUGCUUACAUUCAAACACACAAACAGUGCUUGGUGCUAAAUACAUAAAAAUAAAAACACUGCUCAGUGCUAAAGACAUAAAAAAUAUUAUAUUUAAAAGAAGGAAAACUACCACGACAAGAGGACAUAGUCUUAAAUUAGGGGCAAAGGUUUAAAAAUAAUAUCAGGAAGUAUUACUUUACUGAGAGGGUAGUGGAUGCAUGGAAUAGCCUUCAAGCUGAAGUGGUAGAGGGUAACACAGUAAAGGAGUUUAAGCAUGCGUGGGAUAGGCAUAAGGCUAUCCUAACUAUAAGAUAAGGCCAGGGACUAAUGAAAGUAUUUAGAAAAUUGGGCAGACUAGAUGGGCCGAAUGGUUCUUAUCUGCCGUCACAUUCUAUGUUUCUAUGUUAAAUGGAUUACUAACGAGAGGAAGCAAUGUUUAGUGCAUGUGCCCUUCAAUAGAUAAGACUCAUCCUCUUAUAAAAUGAUGCACCAUCUAAGAUGUUUUACUUGUUCAUCCUGAGUCCUUCAAUGCUGCGCCAUCAUAGUAAACACAAAUCACAGAAUUUUAAUUUAUCAGCUCUAUGUUGACGUACUUUUAUGUGAUUUAGAAAAUGAAAUAGAUCAAUUGUUCCCCACAGACAAACGAGCAAUAUUGUAUCUAAACAUCACAAAUUCGUUAAAGGUGAGAGUCUGGAAGCCCAAAAGCUGUACCAAAUAAUAUCCCUCAGUCUGACUUCAAUAAGAAGAAAGAUGGGUUGAGAAAUAUCCAACUACUUAACCUCCAAUUCAUGGAGACAAGCACGGUCAGAACAAGAAUCGUUUAAAUCAGAGACAUUCAUUCAAAGAGCUUCUUCCCAGCAUAUUUUUCUCAUAUCAGUUGUUUCAUCUCCAUAAUGAAAUCAUGGCAUGUGGUGUUCGGACUCUCAAAGUAUCUAUCUGCAUUAAGAUGUUCUAUGAUUCACAUUAUCCCAGAUGACACUAUUACUGUGUGAAACCAGAGGGUGAAUCCUGGCACUGCAGCGGCUGAUGGUGGUGAAUCUCAUUAAUCUCAGCCAGUCAAAAGGCUUCAAACAUUUAACUCAGAGACUUGGAGAGGUGAUCUCUAUGCGUUCAAUGUUUGACCAAGUGGCCAAAUUUAAGAGUGGAAAGUAUCAGGGUGGAUGGGAAGGUUAUUUAUCUCUCUGAGUGAUUUGGAUUAAUACAUUUAGUAAAGUUGAGGAUUAGAAUUGACCUACCUGCUAGCCUCUAGGUCAAGGGACAGCAGCCAUGCAUGGCUCUCAAGGCUGCCAGAGACAAACAUUGGCCAAACAGGAGUCCCCGUGGAACGUCAUAUAUCUGAUAGUGUAAACUGAGUGGUGAUUGCAGGUGGUGACGGACAUUCCUGAAUUUUACGCAUUGAAGCACUUAGAGGAAGUGAUCUCAGAUUACUUCCUUUAAUCACCUGUGAAUGGGAAUCUGCACUGGAGUAGAGCAGUCCACAGCAGUCAUCGCAGCUCCUGCCACUGACCUGAACCUGGCGCCCGGUCUCCAAUGGAUCCCAGGCAUAGGCGUGCGCACGGGGUGUGCCGGGUGUGCCUGGGCACACCCUAAUCCCCGUGGCACGCCUAUGGUUUGAGUCCUGCAGGAACAGCGUUCCUGCACUUUUUUUGAGCAGGAACGCUGUUCCUGCAGGCACUCAGUGCCCCCUGUUUCACCUCUUGCCCCUGUCAUGGGGAGGGCAAGAGGUGAUGGAUUCCCACGCCCCACUCAGCGCGCGGCGUGGGAGCUCUCUGCUGUCGGCUCUCUGCUCCCUCUCGCCGCGCGCUGAUGCCGGGAGCCGGAAUAUGACGUCAUAUUCCGGCUCCCAGCUGCAGCAGACAGCCCGCGCGGCGAGAGGGAGCAGAGAGCAGACAGCAGAGAGCUCCCACGCCGCGGCUCAGCUGGAGAAAGGCGCCUGCCCCCACUGGACCCCAGUGAAAAGUCCACCAGCACUCCAGGUAGGAGGCUGGGUGGACAUUGUUUUUUAAAAUUAAAAUAUAAUAAUUUGUGUGUGUGUGUGUGAGUAUGUGUGUGUGUGUGAGUAGUGUGUGUGUGUCUGUGAGUGUGUGUGUGUCUGUGAGUGUGUGUGUGUCAGUGUGUGUGUGUUUCUGUGAGUGUGUGUCUGUGAGUGUGUAUGUGUGUGUGUCAGUGUGUGUGUGUGUGAUGUGUGUGUCUGUGAGUAUGUAUGUGUGUGUGUGUCUGUCAGUGUGUGUGUGUGUACGUAUAUAUAUAUAUAUAUAUAUAUAUAUACACACACACACACACACACGCAGAGCCGGCGCUAUCUGAGUGCCGGCUCUGCUCUAAGCCUUCAUGGGCCGGCGGGGAGACCAAAGAUCUACCUCACCGGCCCACAGCAGCAUGGAGGGAGGCAGUAGAGGACCCAGGGAGCUCUAGACAGAAGCUCCGCCAGGUUCCUCUCGCGAUAUCUGAGCGUUGCUGCGGCAACGCUCAGAUCUCGCGAGAGUUAACUCUAGCCCCGCAGGCUAGAGUUCACUCUCCACUGGACCACCAGGGAUGGCACAUGGCAGCAAGGAUUUACUAAUCUGCCAAAUCCCUCCAAACAUACAGCACACACACAUACAGCACCUACACACAUACAGCUCACACACACAGUACACUAACCGCACCCUCACAAACACACACAGCACCUUUAAAAAAAACACAACACCCUCACACACAGCACACUAACAGCACCCUCACAAACAGCACCCUCACAGGACAAACAUACACACACAAACACCCUCACACACAAACAGCACAGUCACAAACACGCACCCUCACACACACAUCACACUAACAGCACACAGCACACUAACAGCACACACAGCAGUGUGUGUGUGUGUGUGUUUAUAUAUAUAUAUAUAUAUAUAUAUAUACAUACACACACACACACACGCGCGUGGCGUGUGUUUGUGCUUUAGGGUGCACACCCUAAUGCAAUAGGCUGCGCACGCCUAUGCUACAGACGCCGCGAUCAUUUCCGGUUAGACGCGAGCACUACGUCACUUCCGGUGUGACGCGGGUGCCGCGUCACUUCCGGUAUGACGCGUGCGUGUCAGCAAACAGCCGGAACCAGGAAGUAAGCACACCAGGACAUUAUUUCUACAUUAAGGAGGAUAUAUAAACGGACUUAUUAGACAUGAUACCACACUUCUGAAGAAGCCAACCUGGCGAAACGCGUUAAGUGGGACUACAUUUUAUGUUUUAUAAUAUUUUAUUUCUAUUUAGCUUGUUUAUAUUAAAGUAUACUUUUUAAAGUUACUUUUAUAUCCACUCCAAUCUUUUAUUUUACUUCCUGGAUCCUGUAUAUCCUUGGUGGGGAUUAUACCACCCAUGCUGUUUAUACUAGAGCAGGAUAUAUGCUCUAGAAAUUGUAAGUACAAUACUAUUUAAUAUUGGUCAUACCACUAGUACUUACUUCACCAUAUUGCUGCUAUUUUUUCCUUUCAUAUUUACUACGCUCACUGCAUUGUGGAAAUAUUCGUGGAAACUUCUACAAAUCCAAAGACGGGGAUUGUACCGUCCAGGCGUUCUUACAGCAGAGCUCUGUUAUAGCUCAUCCAUAUGUGAGUGGAUUGAACUUAGCCUUAUACUAUCUGCUCUAAAGAAUAUAUUUACUGUAUUGCACUAUUAUUUGUUUCUUAAUCUGUUCUCUUUGAGGUUACGAUCCGUUUGGAAUAUUCAAGAUAUAUGUAUGUAUAUUUCACAUAUAUAAAUUAGGCGCGGUAUACGUUUUUCUUUUUUCCACUAUUCACUUACAAGGUUUGGGAAUCCUUGUGUAUAUACUGCUGCCUGUUCACUAUAGCGAGCGCCUAUUAUCUUCUUUUUUUCUAUCAACACACUGACACAUACAGGUACGCAUAUACCAACACACAUACAGAUACACAGACACACAUGUAUAAGUGUGUGUCUGUGUGUGUUUGUAUAGUGAAUGCAGUGUGUGUGCCUGUAUAGUGGAUAAUGGUGUGAGGGAAGGGGUGAUGGUGCGGGGGUGAAGUGAGAGGGAGCUCAGGAGGGGGGGUGAGAAUGAGAGGGAGAGGGUGAUUGUGAGACAGUGAGAGGGAGGGGGUGAUGAGGGAGAGGGGGGAGGGUGAUGAGGGGGGUGAUUGUGAGAGGCGGGGUGAUUGUGAGGGGGAGGGGGGUGAUUGUGGGGGGUGAUGAGGAGGGGAUGCUGAUGAGAGGGGUAAUGAGGGGGGGGUGAUGAGGAGGGGUGAUGAGGAGAGGGGGUUGAUGAGGUGAGGGUGGUAGGUGGGUGAUGGUGUGGGGGUGAAGUUAGAGGGACGGGCCAUAGUGGGGGGUGAUGAGGGAGGGAUGAUUGUGAGGGGGGAGGGUGAUUGUGAUUGUGAGGGGGUGAUUGUGAGGGGUGAUGGGGAGAGGGAGGGGGGUGAGGGUGAUGGGGAGGGAGGGUGAUGGGGAGAAGGAGGUGGGUGGGUGAUAGUGUGGGGGGUGAAGUGAGAGGAAGGGGGUCAUAGUGCUCCCCCCCACAUACACACUGCCCUUGCCCAGACACAUACUGCCCCCCAUACACAAACACAUUACCCCCAUACACACAAUUGCCUACCAAAAACACACACUGCCCCUAAACACACAAUUACCCCCCAUACACACAAUUGCCCCCGUACAUACACACUCUGCCCCCAUACACACACACACAUUGACCCUCCAUACACACACACACUGUACCCCUCACACACUGCCCUACACACAUUGUACCUCUCACACAACUUGCCCCCCCACACACUGUACCUCUCACAAAUACACUGUACCUGUCAUAAAACCUGCCCCCACACACACACCACCCCCCAUACACUGCCCCACACACAUUGUACCACUCACACAACUUGCCCCCACACACACUGUACCUCUCACAAACACACUGUACCCGUCAUACAACCUGCCCCCACUCACACACGCCCCCCCCCACACUGUACCCCUCACGCACAAGCUGCCCCACAUACACACACACUGCAUGCCUCACACACGUGCACACUGCACCCCUCACACACACAUACUCCUCACAAACUACUGCCCCUAUCUCCUUCUGUAGCCCUUAUCCCAGCAGAUCUCAGGUAAGUUGUCAAACACUGCUUAAACAGUUUGACUACUUACUCUGGGAGGGCACAAUGGCACUACUGGCACCAUAACCCAUACAAAGUGAUUAUUGUGCCUGGAUUGUUUCUUUAAAUAAUCUAGCAGUGCCCCUCCCAUGAUUAGGUUCUGGAUCUGCGCUUGAAUGGCAAGCAUUACUGCCGAACAGGGGCCCAGUAUAUGCCACUGCGCUGUACAUAUAUACAACCUAGAACAUUUUAUGACUUUGGGCGCUUUGGAAAAAUAUUAAAUUAUUAAGGGCACUUGAACCGAAAAAGUUUUGGAAUCACUGCUGUAAUCCAUGAAUCUGUUUAGUAGCCCUUCCCUGAACUCUCCAAAGUAUCGAUAUCCUUCUGAAGAUACGGUCUCCAGUACUGCGUACAAUACUCCAAGUGAGGUCUCACCAGUGUUCUGUACAAUGGCAUGAGCACUUCCCUCUUUCUACUGCUAAUACCUCUCCCUAUACAACCAAGCAUUCUGCUAGCAUUUCCUGCUGGUCUAUUACAUUGUCUGCCUACCUUUAAGUCAUCAGAAAUAAUCACCCCUAAAUCCCUUUCCUCAGAUGUUGAGGUUAGGACUCUAUCAAAUAUUCUGUACUCUGCCCUCGGGUUUUUACGUCCAAGAUGCAUUAUCUUGCACUUAUCCACAUUAAAUGUCAGUUACCACAAUUCUGACCAUGUUUCCAGUUUACCUAAAUCAUUUGCCAUUGUAACCAGUAAGAUAUCACUUGAUAAAUACUGUUCUGUUUGAAAUUCUUUUUGACUGAAGAUGACUGGUGUUCACUAAUGACAACCUCAUAUUAUUCAUAAAUAUCUCCUACGUUUCUAAGUAAGUUAUAGUGAAGUCCCACUUAUGCCAAAGGUUCGUUUUGUUUAGGUUAUGCUUGGGAUUGCUGUCAAUUUAUUCUUGUUGGUGGACAGUUUCUUUGAAGACCUUGCUAAUAUUGUUGAGUUUGUGUUUAGCCUUCACAAGGUUACUGUUUAGUCUUCUUGAGUUUCUGUUUAGUAUGCACAAGCUUUUAAUUUAGUCUUGUUGAGUUCAAGGAUAGCCUUCACUAGCCUGGACUUUAUUCUUGCUUAAGUUAAGCUCUAACUUUGUUGAAUUUAAAUUUAAACCUGCUUGAGGCUGAGAAUUAUAUUUUCACUGGAUUUUGCCUGGCCAAUUAUGAAAAUACAAAUUCUCAGGAGUUAAUAUCUAUGUAUUAUUGCUCUCUUACUGUGUCUAGUUUUCAAUGACCAUGGUUUAGCCUAACCUGGUUGGGGGUUCCUUUAUGUAGUAUUAGUCAUUGGAGCUACGACUGACCUAUUUGUAGACUCUUGAGUUACUUUUAGAAAACUGAAUUGCUAUCAGUCUCAUAUGAUCACAUAUUUUGGACUGGGGUAAAUAUUUGACUGACAACCUGCCUAUUUGGGGGUCAUUUUCAAAAACGUGUGUCGAACUGUUACAUCUGGACUUACUGACUGAUUAGUCCUGCAAGUUGUGUAAGGACUCUCUAGUCAAAGGUGGUGUCAAUGGAUUCAUGUUAGAGUCAUCAGACUUCGUAUUAAAAAUUAUAGAUCAUUCUCCAAAGUCACGUCUAAUGGAUUUAGAUUAGGUUAGCUUUGGUGAUUGGGGUGCCAGUAAUGUAUUAAAGGUCAGUUCCACAAAUGUCUGUGUUCGUCCUACUGAUUGGGAAUUGAAAUGAAUAUAAUUGAUUAGCGUUUUUUGUUUGGAUGCCUAAUGUCACUGACUGGGGAUAAGUUUAACCAGACAUUAUAUUGAUGUUCUAAUAUACAAAAUAUACAGGGAACCAGCUGUGUUUUAGCACAUAAAGGGUGACACCCCCUAAAUCUGGGGUGCCAAUAUCCCCUCUGAGAACUCUGUUGCACUUGCUAUAACAGCUAGACGGUGUAGUAAAAAACAGUAACUCCAGCAGGGCUUAAUGUAAAAGUGGCUUUAUUUAAAAAUAUAAAUAAAUAAAAAAUUGAGGUUCUAUGCAUUUUCUCCCAUUCGGAACUUCCUCAGUGGCCAAUUUUAAAACGCAUGUACAGUACAAAUAGCAGAGUCCCACUUUAAAUUGCCACCUAUUCGACCUCAUUGGUCCUCCUGGGGGUGUGUACAUCUUGAAUGGAUGGCUUCCCUCACAGCUGUAUCUGGUAAAAGGAGUUCUCCUGGGCAUGCGCCGACUCCUACACAACCCUGCUGGGUUCUAGGUUUAAGCUGGCUCUCUCUCUAUUUUUUGUUUACUAGAUUGUCAUAUAGGAGGGAGACUUACUGGGAGGGCUCCUUUGGGGAAGCUGUAACAUAUUCCCACACCAGUAAAGUAUUUGGUUAUAUUGGUGGUGGGAAUAAUUUAUAUUUACAUUUAUUUUUGUGCAGAUAUCUUGAUGUGUACUGGCCCCAAUGACAGAUCAGGUAUUGGCCUGAUUCUCAAUGAUUUUAAUUGCCACUAGCUGGCCCAGAACACUGAUAGGGUCCAGUCUUUUGCUCAUGUUGGUUGUAGCCAGUUCCACUAUAGGAGGACAGAGGGGGUCUUGACAGGGCUUGGAGGCGGGCUUAGGUGGAGCACGGGUUGGUGAUUGACAGAUCUGGAUAUAAAUGUCGGCCAUUUUAUAACACCUCAUUACUAAUUGACUUACCAGGCUGAAUUGGUCCCUCCCUUCCUUUAGUGUUGGGUUUUAUUCUACCCGCUUGGUCACAGCGGCGGUCUAGUGGAAGGAAUGUUAAAGGGGUAAUGGGCCUGCUUAAGGAAGCGUAGAGCAAGAGUAGUGAGUUGGCUGUUUUCAGUAUGGACUGGUUACCUGUUGGUAAGAUGUUGGUGGUUUCGAGCUUGGUGGUAGCUCAGAACCCAGGUGGUGUAGGGGUAUCAAGGUAUACCCCUGCCAGGAUCGGGUGGAAAAUGUUGGAUCUUGUUUUUUUAUACUUAUGGAUUGUUAUACAAUGUUAUGUUAUAUAUGAUGGGUCAUUGCCUUGCGAAUUGAUAUGUGGAAAAUGAUAAUGAUGGAUGUCUGAGGAUGUGGGGGUGGGCAAUAACUUUAUGUUAUUUAUAUAUUAUCGUUAUUAUUAUAUAUUUUGAAUAAAAGCUGUGGACAUAUUGACCCAUACCCUAAAGUGUCCGUGUUUCAUUGGUGUGGGUUGGGAAAAAGGUAACGGUCAGCUCCUCCAGUCCAUAUUUGUGUCUGUGACAAUGCACCUGUCAAGACAUCGAGAAACCCUACAAACAAAAAGUCUGCAGACCUCAAUUUUAGCAGCCUGAAACAGGACGUUAAAUGUUGCAAAAACUCAAGACUUGAUGUAUAGAACCCCAAGGGUGAAGGGAGGCGGAUUCUGUAAGGAGAUGGGAAAUCAGGGAUAGAAAACAACAUUUUCUAAAUAUUUAGCCUAGUUAAAAUGGAACAAACUAGGGCGCUAACAUUCUAUGGCCUCGAUUUAAUAUUUUUGGGUAAGCUUUUCAAAUGAUUUUAUGUUUCUGGAUCAACUUUUAAAAUUAGUUUUUCAAAAAAAAUAAAAGAUUGAGACCAAGUGUUUAUAGAUUUGGUUCUAUAGAACUCGGAACCCAGACUUGACAUUUAAUACAAUACCAGCUCCAUUUUGCAUGUGUUUAUCGUAAAAGUGAGUUUGAAUGUUGCCAUAUGAACUAGUUUUGUCUGCCUUGUGUUAACUCACCCCGGAUUACGUUCAUCACAAGUUUGACACUCACAAAUUCACAAUAAACAUUGUGAUAGAAUAUUCGUUUUUCAAAGCCUUGUCUCUUUGCAAAUGCAAACGCAAACGAUGGACAAUAGUUCAAUGCCAUCUUCACAAACCUUAUCAGGGUGUGUAAGAGUAUGUAAGCGUCUGCAGAAGGAGAUGUAGCCGGUAAUUAUACUAUUGUAACGGCAUGUCAGUUAGGCAUCUAAUCCCUGAUGUAUCAAUAUAAAUAGUGCUGAAAUGACGCUCUGACAUUUUAAAGAGUACAUUGUAGCAUUGGCUAUUUAUUCUGCCUACCUUUUUACCAUUAUAAAUGCGAACUCUCGAUUAUUCAGAUUUACUGGUGGGAUUACAGAAAAAGCAUAACAGCUGAAUAAAUCUUCCUUGUCUAAAUGUUCAAAAUGCCUUUGCCUUAGCCGUAAUCUGUUUGAAUACAUUUAAAAUGUUGACGUAGAAGGCACAUUCUAAAUGUCUCUGAGAAAUAGGACUUGCAAUUAUGAGGCUGCGGGUGCUUGACCCAAGCGUCCUUAAAAGGCCUCACAAAAUAUGGCGUUAAAAAGGUCGCCAUUAAGGGAAAAGCCAGGAUUGAUAAAGGUAUUUGGGGGAUCGUUAGUGUUGGGGUAGCUUAGUUUACAAGGACUUAGUGAGUGUUUAUGGUUAGGUGGCGGGCUAAGGAGUUAUAUCCAGAGAUACUUGUACAACCUAGCCCUAAAUCCCAUUUAACCCUAAGCUGCAUACUUCUGACCCCACUCAAACCCUACGGAACCAGUACCGCAGACAUCCUUUUUAUUGUCCCAUUUGCUUUGUGAUAGCCCAAACCCUCAGAUUGAUAGACUACAUCUUCCCCAAUUCUUAAACAGGCAAAGAGUAAUGGGAGUUGUAAUCCAACAACCUUUGAGGGGACAGAGUUUGACAACCCUGAUUGAAUGAUGAUGUGUUCCACGGACCCCAGCUUUAUUAUUGUCUCAUGCUUUUUUUAUCCGUAGCUUUUUAAAUUAACUUUUUUUAAAUUCAUGGUUUUUACAAUAAACCAACUAGUUUCUUCCAUUCCCCCAUGCAGCACUGGGCCGAACCUCACAUUCUGCAUACAUCCUGACCAAACGGCUGUGUUCAGACAGGACUGACGGAAAGGAAGUGAUUAAGGCAUAAUAUUUACAGUCAGUUAUAGGAGUUUGCUGUGGGUGUGUGUGUGUGUGGGGGGGGGGGAGUUCUUACGGAGAGGAACGCCAGAAAAUCGACUUACAGGGGUUUAUUUGCCAAACACUGAAAUGUAGUGAACCAAAUUGGAAAAUGUAGCCAUAAAUAGCUGAUCAGAAAAAAAUAUCCAACACAACUACAAUAACAGUUUGACUAUUUUAGCCUAAAUGUGGUUAUCAUAUUUUUACUACUUAGCGAAUAAGCACCAGACUGUUAUUAUUUGCAGUGGCGGGGGUCCUAUACUGGUCACUAAUUGAGUUGCUUAUUUAGGGUUUAGUUCUUAACUCACUGCUCUCCCUUGAGCUAUAGCUCAGUCUCUGAUUCACCACCUCCUACAGCUUUGGGGUCUGUCUCUGAAUCAUCCUCCCCCCACCCCCCCCCCCCGCUACUCUGUGCAAAGUUGGGGGUCAGUCUAUGACUCAUUGUACUGAAAUUUCCCCCUAUGUCAGGUAAUACAGACAUUAUAUCCUGGGAAAUAUACACUCUCCUUGUAAACCUUAGUAAAUGUUUCUUCUAAUCUAAUCUUCACAUGUACAUUUUCUUUCUCAUUUUUUUUCUCUCUCACCCUUUUCUCUCCGUCUCUUUCUUUCUGCCCCUCCCUUCUUUGUAUUCUCUUUUAUUUUUCCUUUCCCUCACUACUGACAUUUUCCAUCCUGGUUCGCAUAUCCUGGAGCCGUCCAAGUGCCUUGUUUAAAUGCAAACAGCAGGCAGAGGUGAAGGCGCUGUGUUCUAGUAGUGUGCGUUGUGGGUGAGGAGUGUCUGCCUGUGUGUUUGUAAGUUAUAAGUUAUUUAAUAAAGUGUUGGAAUUUCAAAUUUUAUAUUGAAAAAGCCAAGUGAGAAAAGAAAAUAUCUUCACGUCAGUUUUAUUUUUCAUUUAAUAUUUUAGUGUAAAACUUCACUUUAAAAUCGUUUUCCUAGCACUAUAGUAGCCUGUAGUCUCAGCCGAUGUCACAGCCGUCAAUGCUUUCCUAUGGGGUUUUAGCCAACGCUGGAUUUCCUCAUGCAGAACUUGAGGACGUCCAGCGUCAGGUGACCAGAAUUCACCUAACGACCUGGAAGAGCAUCUACUGGUUGAUCAAUAACAGAGAUAAACUGACAGGGACUCUGCACCCAGACCACUUCAAUGAGCUGAAGUGGUCUGGGUGCCUAUAGUGUCCCUUUAAAGUCCCAACAAUUCAAACAUUGGUUAUUAGCGCUGCAAUCAGACAGCCAAACGUUGGGCCUAAAAUAUCUCAGCACAAGAUGCUAGGGUUGCCAACUCCACCAUCUUUUCCUGGACACAUCGUUAAUACGUAUUGAUGGGCAGCACUUGGAAAUGUUACUCAAAUGUUUUGCUUGGCCAAUCUGUAAUUGUGAGAAUUCAUGGUGAAUUGCAAAUGUAAGGCCAGAGUAGCUGAAUGGAAAGCAUAGCUGAAUUAGAUUCUUUUUUUUUCCAGUUCUGUUUGACUUUAAGUUUGACAUUCCGUUUGAAUUCAAUUUGAAUCCCCUGUUUAGUGAAUUACCUUGCAAAUGAUUAAUUAAUAACAAAGGUAUUCACUCACAAGGUGAGAAUUGCAGGGAAUGCAGAGUGAAUUGAAAGUGAAUUUCAAAUUGAAGACCAAAGUAGCCCAACUAAGAGCAUACGUGACUGGGAGAAUUCAUCCAAUUCAGUUAUUUUAAACUUAAAUUUGAAAUUCACUUUGAAUGUGCUUUGAAUUUUCUGCAAUUCUCACGUCAGCUCCUUGACUUGAAGUAUUGAUGGUGGAUCCAUAUCUGCAUAUUCCUUUACAUAACUGGCCCUAUUUGGGCUUAAAUCCAUCUGCCUCCCCCUUCUAUCCUGUAUUUUUUUAUUUAUUUAUAUAUAACUGGUAUUUAUAAAGAGCAAAACAUAUUUUGCAGCGCUGUACAAUGGGGAAAAAAGACAAUAAGAACAGACCGAUACAACAGGUAGAGGGCCCGCCCGUGAGCUUACAAUCUAAAGGUAAACUGUGGAGGUGAGACAAAAGGUAACAGAGGAAUUUGUAUGACAUUGCAUAGAGAGUUAAUGGUAUCACUGUAGCAGCUAAUAGCAUGUGAUGCCCCUCUUUUCCAGGAGCUCCAGACUGUUGGUGUGUAUAACAGAGCUCCACAGCAGUAAUACUCCCAGUAAUGUGAGUGUAUAACAGAGCUCCACAGCAGUAAUACUCCCAGUAAUGUGAGUGUAUAACAGAGCUCCACAGCAGUAAUACUCCCAGUAAUGUGAGUGUAUAACAGAGCUCCACAGUAAUAAUACUCCCAGUAAUGUGUCUGAGUGUAUAACAGAGCUCCCAGUAAUGUGUGAGUGUAUAACAGAGCCCCACAGCAAUAAUACUCCCAGUAAUGUGGCUGAGUGUAUAACAGAGCUCCACAGCAAUAAUACUCCCAGUAAUGUGUCUGAGUGUAUAACAGAGCUCCACAGCAAUAAUACUCCCAGUAAUGUGUCUGAGUGUAUAACAGAGCUCCACAGUAAUAAUACUCCCAGUAAUGUGUCUGAGUGUAUAACAGAGCUCCACAGCAAUAAUACUCCCAGUAAUGUGUCUGAGUGUAUAACAGAGCUCCACAGCAAUAAUACUCCCAGUAAUGUGUCUGAGUGUAUAACAGAGCUCCACAGCAAUAAUACUCCCAGUAAUGUGUCUGAGUGUAUAACAGAGCUCCACAGCAAUAAUACUCCCAGUAAUGUGUCUGAGUGUAUAACAGAGCUCCACAGCAGUAAUACUCCCAGUAAUGUGUCUGAGUGUAUAACAGAGCUCCACAGCAAUAAUACUCCCAGUAAUGUGUCUGAGUGUAUAACAGAGCUCCACAGCAAUAAUACUCCCAGUAAUGUGUCUGAGUGUAUAACAGAGCUCCACAGCAAUAAUACUCCCAGUAAUGUGUCUGAGUGUAUAACAGAGCUCCACAGCAAUAAUACUCCCAGUAAUGUGUCUGAGUGUAUAACAGAGCUCCACAGCAAUAAUACUCCCAGUAAUGUGUCUGAGUGUAUAACAGAGCUCCACAGCAAUAAUACUCCCAGUAAUGUGUCUGAGUGUAUAACAGAGCUCCACAGCAAUAAUACUCCCAGUAAUGUGUCUGAGUGUAUAACAAGCUCCACAGCAAUAAUACUCCCAGUAAUGUGUCUGAGUGUAUAACAGAGCUCCACAGCAAUAAUACUCCCAGUAAUGUGUCUGAGUGUAUAACAGAGCUCCACAGUAAUAAUACUCCCAGUAAUGUGUCUGAGUGUAUAACAGAGCUCCACAGCAAUAAUACUCCCAGUAAUGUGUCUGAGUGUAUAACAGAGCUCCACAGCAAUAAUACUCCCAGUAAUGUGUCUGAGUGUAUAACAGAGCUCUACAGCAAUAAUACUCCCAGUAAUGUGUCUGAGUGUAUAACAGAGCUCCACAGCAAUAAUACUCCCAGUAAUGUGUCUGAGUGUAUAACAGAGCUCCACAGCAAUAAUACUCCCAGUAAUGUGUCUGAGUGUAUAACAGAGCUCCACAGCAAUAAUACUCCCAGUAAUGUGUCUGAGUGUAUAACAGAGCUCCACAGCAAUAAUACUCCCAGUAAUGUGUCUGAGUGUAUAACAGAGCUCCACAGCAAUAAUACUCCCAGUAAUGUGUCUGAGUGUAUAACAGAGCUCCACAGCAAUAAUACUCCCAGUAAUGUGUCUGAGUGUAUAACAGAGCUCCACAGCAAUAAUACUCCCAGUAAUGUCUGAGUGUAUAACGAAGCUCCACAGUAAUAAUACUCCCAGUAAUGUGUCUGAGUGUAUAACAGAGCUGCACAGCAAUAAUACUCCCAGUAAUGUGUCUGAGUGUAUAACAGAGCUCCACAGCAAUAAUACUCCCAGUAAUGUGUCUGAGGGUAUAACAGAGCUCCACAGCAAUAAUACUCCCAGUAAUGUGUCUACAAUAAAUGUGUUUAGAAAUCAGUCUGUGUGAAUAAGAAACAUUGUUCUUGUUCUGAACAUUGUGUUGUAUAAAUUCACCUGAUAUUUCACAGAACAGCCCCACCCCUUGUUACACCCCCACUCACACCCCUGAAAUUAAAGUUUCCCUCUUAGUCUGUUUAAAAUAAAUGUUGGGAGGUAUGAAGGAUCUGACACAAAAUGUCCUAUUGUUUCUUGUUUUGUUUAGAGUUUCUGCAGCUGACAGACACAGAUAAAUGAUCUGUUCAAUAGCAUCUUGUUGGCCUAAAACCCAGGAUUUCCCUGUGACUCAGACAAACAAAAAAAUGGACAGCGCACAAGACAUUCAAACUCUUCCAUAUGGACCGUAGACCAUUACAUACGCUCAUAUCUCUCUGUUCUUUUUGCUGGCUUGCAACUCUUCUUUGGCAGCUAUAAUCAGCCGUGCUCCAACUUGUCAUUUUUAUUGUUCUGCUUUCACGGCCACUCACAUCACUCUCAGCCAGCCGAGCUAGCCGAGAGUGAUCGGAGUUCCAGCACAGCUAAAGAGCAGUCAGUGAUUGGCUAGUUUUGUUUUAGUGUCUUUGAGUUUGUGUGUGACUGCAAUUCUAGGUAUGUCACAUUUCGGCAGCGUUCGUAGAAAGCACUGCAGGCUGUUAUAGCUCCUCGGGUGUAAUAUUUGUAUAGACACGCAUCAACCUGGCCGGCAAACGAAGCUGAGGUCUCCAAUCCAGAAUCAAAAAAAUUUGUAGUAGCGUUGCAAUACAAUUGAUGCCAUAAAUAUAUUGUUAUCGACGAAGACCUAGUCUGGAGAACAAAUGUUGCCAAGUGCCCUUUUGUGUCGAUGGAAUAGGUAUCCUAAUUGUCCCCAGUCUGGUGGAGCUGCUAUUAAUUUUGUAUUUUUUCCCCCCAUAUUAGAGGGGAGGAUCUUGGGAGAUUUUAUAGUGUUUAUGGUUUGUAUUUUUACUUUGUGUUUUGGUCUGUUUACAAUCUUUUUCAAUGGGCAGAAGGACUUGUAAACUUUGCAAAUCCUAGAAUCGGCUUCAUCAUAAUCAUUGUUGUAAAAAAAUAAAUUUAAAAAAAGCCUUUGCACCUAUAAGUCAGUAUAGGAAAAGGAUAAGAGACAGAAACAGUGUUUCUAUUUGUCUACCUCAUUUGCAUUGUGUGCCCUCGCUGUGCCUAGACUUAACUGGAAUGUGAUUUGCUAAAUCUUUAAUACAAUUCUAAAAGAAAACAGAGCAUUGACAUGCAUUCUUAUUUUUAUUUUAUUUUUAAAUUUAUUCCAUGGUGUAAUAUCCAGAUAAACGACAGUCCCCUUUUACAGUGCUAUAAAUUAUUGAAAGUCUUGUAUCUUUAUGAAAAGUUAUGGAAAACCUUCUUUUUCCGAUCAUCUUCAGUGGGUCAAAAUGGGUCUUGGGGACUUGUCUUGUUUUAUUUGGCCACCAUCGGUGUUUGGGAAGUUAUUCAAACUUGCUGCUUCCGUCUGUUUGUUUUUAUGGGUGUCCUCGGGAUUUAAACACUGUAAUUCUUUUUCAGGUCAGUGGGAUAACACAAACAGCCACUUACUGGCGGCCUUUACUCAACCAGCAAGUCUCUUUCAUGUUCCUUCACAAUAGUAUGGUGGCAAUGUGUCUUUUUUAAUGUUGUCAGUGGAAUGAUUGCUUUUCUGUAGAAAUUAGAGAAUCUCGUUUCACCGUGUGUCUCAGGUCUCUCCCAUUUCAGUUCCCCCUCCCCUUAACUGGCCCUGCUGCAGUCACAAGCUCACUGUUCCCAGGGGCUCUCUCCCUUAAAGGGACACAACAGGCACCCAGAUCACUUCAUCUCAAUGAAGUGGUUUGGGUGAUGUGUCACUCCCGUUUUUAACUCUGCAAUGUAAAAUAUUGCUGUUCUGCACGAAUGACAAUUUUUACAUUGGAGGGUUUAAAUGCUUCUAAUGGCUGUCACACUGACCGCCACUAGAGGUGCCUUCACACAAAUAUAUUUUCAAUUAGAUCAGUGGUUCCCAACCAAGUCCUCAAGUACCUCCUACCAGUCCAGGAUUUAGGGAAAACCCAGUGGUGUCUAAGGUGUUUUUAGAAAGGGAAAAAAACCCACUUUAGACACACCAGGGUAAUCCCUAAAUCCUGGACUGGUAGGGGGUACUUGAGUACUGGGCUGGGGACUCUUGAACUAGAGGCUUUCAUAGAGACCACUUGAUUGCCUCAUUAUCCUCCCCAUGCUUUCCUAUAGGAAGGCAUCAGAAUGGGAUACAAUUUGUACCAUUUGUAUUCCUAAUGCUAUAGGGUUCCUUUUAGUUAAACACUCACGUUUUGGCGCUCACAAUCCUGUCAAAGAUGAGUUAGCAAAACUUUAAUGGAAUGUUUAGCAGAGUCAACAUAAAAAAAAGACUAAAAACUACUUGAUCCUGUCAGCUAAUGGGCUGGUUAUACGCAGCAGAGCUUAGCUCAGGAGAACUGACCACGGGCCCCCAGUAAGCUUCAAACUGUUAUCAGUUUGACUAAAUUACAUUAACGGGUGCCAGGGCACUCCUUGCUCCAUACCCACGACAGUGCACUGUUGUGAUUAUGGUACUUAGUGUUUCUCUAAUACAGUACCAAAUAAGCACUGUAACCAAAUUUAUUACGUGAUAACAGAACAGAUACAUUGCCUUUUCCAGUAUUGUGUACAUGUGUAAUAUCCAUAUAUAACAUAAUAGGUUGAUUACACACCUCUCACAUAUUAGCAACAUCAUUUCACUUGGCUGUCAUUGAACUCAUUUACCCGAAUAAUCAGAAGUGUAUGCAGUUAAACAGCAUAGGGAUGCACAGUCCAUUGCCUGCCAAUGUCUUUCUAAAGCUUCAUAUGUAAUUUACAUUCAAUUAACGGAGAAGGAGAUGAGAACUUCUAAAGUAAACACAUCAUGCUGUAAGAUCAUUUUGAAAACUAAAACAUUUUUAAUGGAGGCUGUUGUGGUCACAGCCAGGGGAGGUGUGGCUAGGAAUGUAUAAAUUGAAACAAAAUCAAUUUGACUCCUGAAUGACAGAGAAUUGAGCAGUAAGAAACUGCUUCAUUAAAGGACCACUAUAGGCACCCAGACCACUUUAGCUCACUGAAGUGGUCUGGGUGCCAGGUCCAUCUAGGGUUAACCCUGCAGCUGUAAACAUAGCAAUUUCAGAGAAACUGCUAUGUUUACAUUAGGGUUAAUCCAGCCUCUAGUGGCUGUCUCAAUGACAGCCGCUAGAGGCGCUUCUGCGCUUCUCCGUGUGAUUUUUCUCAGUGAGAAGGCGCUGACGUCCAUAGGAAAGCAUUGAGAAAUACUUUCCUAUGGACUGAUUGAAUGCGCGCAUCGGAAGAGGGAGGAGAAUCCUCAGCGCCAAGGGAGCCUGGCGCUGGAGAAAGGUAAGUGUUUAACCCUUUAACCCCUCUUGAACCCGGCGGGAGGAAGGCCAUGAGUGUGGGGGGGACCUAUUAACACUAUAGUGCCAGGAAAACGAGUUUGUUUUCCUGGCACUAUAGUGGUCCUUUAAGCUAAAGUUGUUUGGGUGCUCAGGGUACCCCUUUAAUUUUGCGUUAUUAUCGAACUUGACGAGCAUUACCAUCAGUAAAAUGGUUUGUGAUCACAUUAAUAAGUGUAGAGCGAUACCAGCCAAAAGUCAGAAAAGAAGUGAUGCUGGAUUGCAAUUUACAGUUAUCUCUUUUCCAUAGCUCUGGUCUCGCUGCUAUAUCUGUAUCACCCCUGUCUCCCCAUGUCUCUAUUUUAUCUGAAUGUCUCUCUUUCUGUUUUGUGUCCCUGGGUCUCCUCUCACCCCAUAUCUCAGGCUGUGCGCUGGAUAUACACAUUGCUCUGGUUAGAAGAGCUGGACCUUUCUAAGCUUUGAGCAGCUGCUCCUUUGAUUUGAUGCCAGUUGGACCUGCCACCCGUGUCUGCCUCAUAUUGCUCUCUCCAGCCGGGAGACAUCUUUCCAAUUCCUCUUACUUUUGAACUUUGGGAGAUUUGUGUCCCGGAAACCUGCCAUUCAAACGUAUUUCUCCCUCCCAAAUUGAUCGUUUAAUUAUUUAUACUGUGCUGACAUUGUCUGCUUGCUUUUCUUAUAUGACGUGUGGACUGCAUUAUGUACUUGCAGGCUUAUUUACUAACGUGACAAUUCAAAGUAAAUCUCAAAUUUAAGGUGCAAGAACAGAAAAUGAGCUUAGAGAAUUCUUCCUGUUGGGCUAGUUUUUUAAAUCUGUUUUGUAUGGCCAGAGCAUAACAUAGCUGUGCUGUACAUCAAGUGUGCAUGGUAUGGCUGUACUUUACAAACUGCAGGAUGUACUAUGAUUCUGGUGUACACAGUAUGAGCGGGGCUUUAUUCCUGGUGUACACAGUAUGAGCAUGACUUUAUUCCUGGUGUACACAGUAUGAGCAUGGCUUUAUUCCUGGUGUACACAGUAUGAGCAGGGCUUUAUUCCUGGUGUACACAGUAUGAGCAUGACUUUAUUCCUGGUGUACACAGUAUGAGCAUGGCUUUAUUCCUGGUGUACACAGUAUGAGCAGGGCUUUAUUCCUGGUGUACACAGUAUGAGCAUGACUUUAUUCCUGGUGUACACAGUAUGAGCAUGGCUUUAUUCCUGGUGUACACAGUAUGAGCAGGGCUUUAUUCCUGGUGUACACAGUAUGAGCAUGCUUUAUUCCUGGUGUACACAGUAUGAGCAUGGCUUUAUUCCUGGUGUACACAGUAUGAGCAGGGCUUUAUUCCUGGUGUACACAGUAUGAGCAGGGCUUUAUUCCUGGUGUACACAGUAUGAGCAGGGCUUUAUUCCUGGUGUACACAGUAUGAGCAGGGCUUUAUUCCUGGUGUACACAGUAUGAGCAGGGCUUUAUUCCUGGUGUACACAGUAUGAGCAGGGCUUUAUUCCUGGUGUACACAGUAUGAGCAGGGCUUUAUUCCUGGUGUACACAGUAUGAGCAGGGCUUUAUUCCUGGUGUACACAGUAUGAGCAGGGCUUCAUACCUGGUGUACACCGUAUGAGCAGGGCUUUAUUCCUGGUGUACACAGUAUGAGCAGGGCUUCAUACCUGGUGUACACCGUAUGAGCAGGGCUUCAUACCUGGUGUACACCGUAUGAGCAGAGCUUCAUACCUGGUGUACACCGUAUGAGCAGGGCUUCAUACCUGGUGUACACCGUAUGAGCAGGGCUUCAUACCUGGUGUACACCGUAUGAGCAGGGCUUCAUACCUGGUGUACACCGUAUGAGCAGGGCUUCAUACCUGGUGUACACCGUAUGAGCAGGGCUUCAUACCUGGUGUACACCGUGUGAGCAGGGCUUCAUACCUGGUGUACACCGUAUGAGCAGGGCUUCAUACCUGGUGUACACCGUAUGAGCAGGGCUUUAUUCCUGGUGUGCACAGUGUGAGUAAUGCAUUAUUACUGGGGAACACUGUAUGAACAGAGGUUUAUUCCCGCUGCACACAGCAUGAGCUAAGCUAUAUCCCAGGUGUGCGCAGUGUGUGCUGUGUCCAACCACUGUGCGCACAGUGUGAACUGUUCUACAUUCCUGUUGCACACAAUAUGUGCUGAGCUGUGCUCUGCUUCUAGUGUACGUAAUGGGGGCUGGGCUUUACUGGUGCACACAGUGUAGGCUGUGCUUUAACCCAACUAUGAUAAAGCAUGAUGCACACCUGUUGCACGCAGCGUGGGCUGUAGUUUAACCCUAGUGCACUUUCUGUGAUAUAUACUGUUUUCUGAGUGCAUACAGCAUUGAUAUUUCUGGGCGUCCUGUGUACAGUAUUUAAUGUGCUUAUUAUAUGGGCUUUGCUGUACCCACAGUGUACGCAUGUUAAAAUGUGAGUAUUCUUGGUAAGCACACACUGAUUAGACUGACAUUCUGUGCUGCACUCUCGUUGCACAUACCAAGUGAUGUGCUCUUCUGACUCACCAAUAGAAGUGACUGCUCCAUUCUUACCCUGCACUCCUGGCUUCUGCAGCCAAACAUAUAACUCCUCUAACGUUUUCCUGGUUUGCCUACUCCUCUCCCAUUUGCUUGGGACUGUCACUAACCAGCCAAUCCAGCUUCCAGGUCUCCUGCCGGCUCUCCUAAAGAAUUAACCAAUUCCUCACCUUCCAUGUACCUCGAACAAAGUGUUCUGUACCGUGAAGUAGAAGUACUGUUUAUUACAUAUGGGUUCCGUUAUGUACAUGUGUGUGUUGUAAAAAUUCAAAUAUCCCCUUUAGAUGUAAUCUAUUAAACUCUGCGUUCUGGAGGGAGGCUGUCUGAAUCCAAUUGUUAUGUAAUACUAGAUUUGCCAGAUCUUUCUCUUACUAAGGAAUAUGGAUAAAAGAGUGCAUGCUGCCCGGUGGUAUUAUAUCUUGUACCUGGCUGAAGAGUUCAUUUUCCACAAUUGUCACAAUUAAUCCUUUGGGUGCCAUUGGUGUGAGAAUGACUUUGCAAAGUAGUAAUAGAUUGUGUGCCAGAAGAGCUGAGCAAAAUGUGCAGGUUUAGAGUAUUUUUGGAAAAUUCUAUCACUUGCACUCAGUUAAUAUGUAGCUCACCAGCUAUUGUGCAAUUAUAACUCGUGUAAACCUUAACCAGCCGCAAAUGAAAUUAUUUCCGUUUAACUUGAUUACAGAGCAUUGUAAAACAUGUAGUCCUACCCCAAUGGAGGGAGACCUGCAGUGUAACCUAGAGCUGUUUGAAUUCUGAUUUAACCCUUUGAAUACCCAAGGUAUACCCAAUUCAUUGUGUGAGACCUCUGGCACUCAGAUAAUCCAGGUGCAUAAUCAAGGCCUGUUUGUCUAUUCCACUGCAGAUGUUUUGGACUACACCUCCCACGAUGCUUUGCCAGCAUUACAGGUGUAAGAGCAUUAUGGGGGAUGUAGUCCACAACAUCUGGAGUGCCGAAGGUUGCCUACCCCUGCUCUAGGAUCUGUAUGCUAGCAAACAGGGAGGGGUAAAAGGCUUAUUGUGUUUCCCUUUUAGUAAUGAUAAUAAUUUAAUAUAUUGCACCUUCCAACAGUCACAGCUCUCAUGGGACGUUCCUGAUUUAGAACCCGUAUUCACUUGUUUUAAGUUAUUAUCUAGAGUCGGAUGGAACGCACAAACAAACCAAUGAGAGUUUGUAAAGUGCUUGUGUGGGACAUUAUCAUAAAAACAUCCAUGCACAUAUACCCCAAUUUAAGCCAUGGGCAUGCUGUAUCUUGGUAUGACACUGUGGCGAAAGUAACCUCACCACUAGCUUUUGGAGGAGCCUGUUUGCCAGCCCCCUACCCUGUGACUAUGGCCCCUGUAAUAGAUUAUGCUUUUUGGACUUGGACAGUAACCCUUCGAACUUCCAAAGUGUUUCCAAGCGGCACUUUGAACUUCAGAACGGUCGAAGUGGUUCGAAUUGACAUUCAUACACGUGGAAGCAAAAGCGACCAUCUUAAGCCACGAGUACAAUGAGCGGUAUUUGGUCGUCAAGUUCAUGGAACUUAAAUCGGACACUCAACGACACGAACAUUGCUAACUAUUUACCUUCCAUGGAUGUUCGGCUAUUUGAACGGGGGUUGAACAGCGUUUGGUAAGAAUAAACACCCGAAGGAAAGACAUAGACUAAGUGCCAGAUAAACUCUCUACGUUCUGUAUUUUUAUUGCACUUUGAAUCCCCGAAGUAGACCGACCGCACAGCCUAAUUCUCUGGAAUUGUUUUGGGCAUGGGGCCAUGCAUGCGGUCAGUCAAAAUGUCACUUCCAGGAAAUUCCUGAACCCCUGAACUGAUCUGGAUGAUUUUUGGAUGUUGGUCAUUCAGAUCAGGGCUAUCACGGGAUGUGACAUCUGUGAGAUAUUAUGUGUUUUGGGGGUACUUUUGGGGUUUUAUAAUAUAGUUUUUUUUUCCUGCCUGGAGAUAAUUGAGUUAUUACAGUAUCUGACUCCAUUAUCUCCCAGGCAGAGGGGAGGGAUUGUGUGCUGUGUGUGGGAAUGUCAUGCCUUGUAACCCUGUUGUUAUUGGCUUGUAAUUUUGUACUGUAGUCUAACAUCAAGUCCAUGUGGGCAUACCCUUUGCAUGGGCAUUGUCAUAUAAGGCCAAGUGUGGCACAAUUAACAUCAGUUCUUCUUCACCCUGAACAUAGAGCCUCGUCUCAUGUGUGGAGGGGACAGCUAUAUUCACUCUGGGGAUUGCUAAACUCAUUAUACUCCCCUGGGUUCUAAUCACUAGCUCUUAUAAGAUCUGUUCCUGCUAUACUCUCUGGAGUAGGAGAGGUUCACCAACUGGAAGUUGGAUCCUGGUCUUGGGUCCAGGGUGGGUGGAGGUGGAGGACGGCGAGACCCCAGCCAACCUGCGGAAGCUAAGGGGCUACAGUGCUGAUGGUGUCUGGUGGAGGGCUUGGAGUCCUCGAUGAGCACUAGGAGCAUCGUUUGACGGAGGCACCUGGUCGGGGUGCCAGGGGGUCCAUCACAGACACUAGUCAUAAAAUGACAUUAAAUAGAUACGUUGUGUCUCUCUUUAGCAUGGCUUUGCUUAUGCUAGGCUACUGUCCAACCUGCCACCAGUCUCAACAAAUCCUGACGUGAAUCCAUUGCCUAGUUAUAACAAACGUGCAUAGUGUUACAUGUAUUCUGUGACUUCCUAAGAUAUUAUCAGGACAUGACCAUGCUAAGGGGUAGAGAAACGUGGAGUGAUGCCACCAAACCUAGCCAUCUGUAGGUGUACCUCAGGGUAGGAUAUUAAAAUCACAGACAGGGGCAACAAAAUAUAGAUUUUGUAGCCCAACAACUGGCAAAGGGCUACAGCGGUACAGCCCUGUGUCUUUUGCAUAUGAAAUUAUGCCCAAAUUGUAUUUCCAAUUUUCUCUUAUCUGAUUGCAAUUUCUCUUUUUCUGUUCCAGCACUUCUCGGAGGCCCUCGAUGAUUUUUCCAAUGAGUUAUUUAACAGUUUUUUCGAUGAUCCACCGCUGCUGGACCGGGAUGCUCUGCUCGACAUGGACGUAGAGAGUCCAGCACCAGCCAUUCAGGUGGAGCACAGCUACUCCUUGAGUGGAGAUUCAGCCCCUCAAAGCCCAGCGUUCACUAUCAAGGAGGAAGAUGAAGAGUGUCCAAACGGUGAGUGAGUUAUAUCUAAUUAGCCAUGUACAUGUAUAAGUGUCAUCUACACUGGAGCAGUAUUCUGUAAAUAACUCUCCGAAAUAAGUCACGUUAUAAAAAAAAGUGCUCAGCAAACCAUUGCAAAUGUUUUCUUGUAGUAGACUGAAAUUUUUAAAGUUUUUAAGAAUGUGUAGCUUAGAAGUUGUCACAGAAGCUGAUUCUUCCAUCCGAGAAACCAUGACCACUUCUUCUAAUUUAAAUUGUCUGGGUGCCCCAGCCUUGUCCUCUCAACCCAGUUUUAUAGAAACUGCAAUAUUGACAUUGCAGGGUUAAAUCCACUUUUAGUGGCUGUCAUGCUGAGGUGUUUCUGCUGGUCACGUGACGUGGAAGCCCAUAGGAAAGCAUUGAAUACAAUUAUUUCUUAUGGGGAAUUGAAUGCGCUCACUGCUCAGAUACAUUAGGUUGUCAAUUGCUCCUCUAUGACACCAUGCCUCCUCCAUGGCGUCACGGGAGGUGGAGAGAUGAGCAGUGCCGAGGGAGCCUUUGUACUCAAAAAAGGUAAGUAAAUCAUUGAUUAUUUUUUAUGGAAAAUGGGGCGGGUGGGGACCUUGAUACAUUAAGGGACAGGGGCACUAUAGCUUUGAGAAUAAAGGUUUGUAUUCCUAACGCUUUAAACGCCUGACUUCUGUAAAAAGCUCCUCCAAUAUUGACAUGCAUUAGUCUCACCAGUAUGGACUACCAUACGUAUUACAUCUGGGGAUUCUAGGAAAUGAAUGACAUCAUCAGCAGAUGGUGCAAAAUCUUGUGUCUGGGUUACUGACUAAUCAGACUCGCACUUGUCACAUAACAACCACCCUCGGCUCUCUGCACAAGUUGCCUGUAAAGUGAUGAAUACACUGUUGUCUUGCCGAUUUUUAAAGAUCUACGGAGCCAGGACCUCGGAUGAUUGAAGGAGUCCUUGGUUCCCGUUUCAUCUAGAACUGGGAGUACCAGGAAUUCAUGUCAGAAUAUUUUAUAUCUGGUUUCUAUUAAUACUGCUCUAAAUCAGUGGAGCUCUCUCUCCCAGCUCGUCUAAUGGAAAUCUCUAAAGGAGACUCCAAAUGAAUCACUAAAUCAUUAAUCACUAACAUCAACUUAAGCGCAGGCUUCUGAGAAACAUCGAAAGCCUAACUUUUAAUACCUGGACAUAAAUCUGUAAAUAUACAGGUCCGACUAGGAUAAGAGCUCUGUUUACAUUGAUUUGGUUGAACUUGAUGCACUUUAAUCUUUUUUUCAACCUAGAUUACUUUGUAACUAUGUAACUAUAUCCAGGCGGCCCACGGGAUGCUGCUUAUUGUAGCAUCACCGCUUUUCCCAGCACUGAGGCCAUUUUAACAACAGAGAAAAUCUAAUGAAAAUGUUUUUUUUUUUUUUUUUUUAGAAUGUAUUUAACAUUUUUUAUAUUAAUCAAUAGGGCAUAAAAACGGGAUGUCGCAGGUUCUACUUUGUCCUGACUUUCAGUCACAGCUUCUUCCUGCUCCCAGGAUAUAUAGAUCCAGAAGGAGAGAGUGUGUCAAUGACUGAGCAGUUAACCUUUGUAAAGGGAAAAUAACAUAAAAGCAUGUCAGGACUUAUUAUACGAGGAAAACAAAAAGAAUUAACCUAGGGCCAAAAUUUAGAUAUCACAAGGUAGAGGGCACAAAAAAGGGGGGUAACCCCUAAAUGGUGAAUAUCAUAGGGAAUAAACAAAAAAAGAAACAAAUGCCAUUCUACCUGUGUAUGAUUUACUGAGAAGAUUGUAGAUUAAAAAGUAACUUUUAAUAAAUAAAUCUAAAAUAAGAAUAUAAAAAAGAAAAAUAAUAUGAACAGCAGGAGUAAAUGGAGACUAUACAGCGAGUAAAACUCUGUGACUACUUAUAUAAGCUGUAAAAGUGUAUACAUAAUAACACUAAUGCUGAAGCAAUACUGUUUAGCUACAAUAUAACAUCAGUGUAUUCCCAAGUAAUAGAAGUGAUACUAUAUUAUAUAUCACUAAUAGCUGUAGCAAAAAGGGGGGGGGGAGAUAAGACAACUGCUAAACCAGUGCUGUCAAUAGUUCAGCUAAGACAGAUUUCUGACAGACGGCGAUUAGCCAGUUAAAUAUCACAAAAGCUGCCUAGAUCAUAGCAGCAUUUUGAUAAUAAAUUAAAGCUUGCUGUCAAGCAGUAAAGUGUAAAAUAAGGGGUUGCUGACCUGGCUCCGUUUUUUUCCUGCAAGAUACCUAGCAGUAUAUUCUAGUGUAACAACAGCUGCCUGCACUGAAUGAUGUUAACUUAUGCUUGACCACAGUGGAGCACAAAGUAGUAGCUCACCUGUGAAAGACUGCUGACAGGCAGCAGUUAACUGGUUAAAAAUCACACAAGUUGCCUAAAUGCUAGCUGCAUCUAAAUAAUAGGUCAAAGUAUAAAGAGAGGGUUUACAAACAGUUUUGAACAGGUUGCCUAGGUAGUAGAAAAUAUACAGACAGUGACAGAGGAAGGCAUAUAGAAUAAAGAUUCCUGAGUCUUGUGCCUUCGAGGGCACCCCUUAAUAAAAUGCCUAGUCUUAUCAAUCUCCCCCCAUACACAUAAUAAAGGAAAAAGAAAGAGAAAUAAAGUAUGUACAGAGUACACAAAAUUAGUGUUAAGAGUCUCUUGUCAGGACUUCCAUACAAAUAAAAUGCACGGCUCACAUGUUCAAAUAAAAUUAACUUAUUAUUUGCAUCUGAAUACAUGGGAGCAAAAACAACAAUGAUCUGGUCAAAUAUGAGUGAGAAUGAUAAGUACUUUGAGUAUAGACUUGUGCCCUGUGGCAAAAAGGCAGAUAUAUAUCUCUCAUCAGGGCAAGAUGAGGAUAUAAUCUAAUCCAGGCUUCCCCAAACUCUGGCCCUCCAGAUUUUGCUGAACGACAACUCCCAUGAUUCUCAGCCUUUCUAUUUAAUUCAUAGAAUCAUGGGAGUUGUAGUUCAGCAACAUCUGGAGGGCCGGAGUUUGGGGAAGCCUGCAUCUAAUCCUUUCAACAUCAGCAUUUGAAAAGCCUGGUAUAUUCAUUAAAUAAAAAUAAAAACAAACAAAAUACAACUGAAUGUGGAACAAGCUGUCACAAGUUGCUCCCUCUAGAAAAUUAUCAAUAAAACUCACUUGUCUGAAGAGAAAUGACUGAAGGGGCACUGCAGGUUGGAUUUGACCUAUUCUGUUUUAAUGAAUUCUAUAAAUAAUGAUUUCAAAUGUUGGGGGCUAGCCAGAAAGGCUGCCUUUCACUCUAGUGUGUUCACACAUCCCUUCUGUGGGCUGUCCUGGCCCCUUUUACACCCCACUUGGGCGGGAGAAAAGUAAACUUAACAUUACAGUACAUAGUAAACGGGUAAAUAUUGCAGGUCGAAGGAACGUCGGGCUUAAGGAGCAAAACAAAUUAUUCUUUUUAGAAGAUUAGUUAGGAAAAAUAGUGAUUUGUUAGACUAGCUAGCUGUAUGUUAACAUGCAGACAGCCCCAAACAUACACGGAGUGCCCCGUUAUGGGAACAUAUCGCUAACAAAUCCAGUGCACUAUAUAAUUUCCUUGUUAUCACAUACUAAUUACGGCAAGGAGUGGUGUACGCCCUAGGCAGUAAUGAAUAUUAACAUCUUCCCUUUGAAAAGAGAUUAGCUGUUCACUAUUGCUUUAAUAGACACAGGUGUUCUCAUGGUAGUUAAUUCUAAUUCAUGUAAAUCAGGUUCCUCUGCAAACUUGUGUCUUUGUGCCCUCACUCCUUGUGUCUCCCCUUUGUUAAUCUUGGCAAACUGGUCCCAGAUUUCUUUGGUAGGGUGCGUAGAUGUUUAGUAGUUUCUGCCAAGUGGAGUACCCUGUGUAGUUAGAUAUGGGACCACUACAGGGCGCCAUAUUCUACACAUGUGUUGCUUGUACUCCCUACCAAGACUGAAUGAAGGUCUGAAGUGCAGGGAGUUCGGAAACAGCUCAACAUCUGCCCGGCUAAAAGGUAUCCAGUGGUAAAAAGUGUACCCUGCAGUGAUGCCCCUAGUGCUAACUACACAGCCUGUCAUUGUCAUCCAAGGUUAAACGUCUGUGGAUGGAUAAUGCAUUGAAAAAAAUAUCGCAACGUGGUUUUCAGUUCCCUACAGUUCAGUAUUUAGUGAUUAAUUCCCAUUUUGUUCCUGUCUGUAUACGUGUCCUAAUUUAGAAUAGUCACACAUUAGUUGACGUUUUUGCGCUGUGCUGAGAGCACUAGGACAAUAAAGGCAGCCAUUUAGCAGUAUUCUGUGCAAGGUCUGCCCUGACUGGGGCUGGCAGCAGGUUGUCAGUCAUCUCCCGUUAGGACUGCAGACCCCUCGUCCUGAUUUCAUAUCUCCCAAUGUUGGGAAUCGUGCUAUAUAUAUCCUUUGUACAGCGCUACGGAAUCUGAUGGCACUAUAUAAAUAAUAAUAAUAUAUAAUGUAUUGCCUACUAUAAGGGAUUUAUUUACUAAACAGUCAAUUUUGCAGUAUUGACUGGUGACUUGAGAAAUAUAAGUGGGAUUUUUUUGUUCACCCACAUUGUUGAAGCUGGUUUGCAGCUCAAUAUAAUGCACUAUUUAGAAACUAAACCCUCCCGCACGAAUGUAUCGAGUAUGUCCUGCUGUGUUUUAGUUCAGUAAGAACUUGUCAGCUCUGUGUCAUGUAUACUCUGUUACAGACGUUCAUACAUUGAUUUACGUAUAAUAUGACUUGCUAGACCCCCGGCUGUUUGUAGUUAGGACUAUUCAAGACACUUAAUAAGGAUGUAAUCUCAGAACUCAAACAAGAUUUGUGUUGUAUUCGGAACAGUAUGGGGUUACGUUAUCUUAUGUCAUUCAGAACUAAACAUCUAAAACCGUUUACCUACUUCAGUCCUUUUCCAUCCCUGUAAACAAUGCUAUGCUACCAUCAUUAUCUCUACACACUAAAACUGGGGACCGGACUUUAAUUCACAUAAAGGUGCGGGCAGAUGAGUCAUGAGAGUGUCAGUUCAUUGCGAGCUGAAGUUCUAAAAGUCGAGACAGCCAUGUGAUGAGCAAACUAAUCACCUGCAAAACUUUAAAUGAAUCUAAAGAACAUAAACCGGGGACAAAAUCGGGCACGAUGAGGGCUUUUUAUAUUUUGGUCAUUUUAUUGUAAUUGUGGCUAUUUAUAAAGUGUAGAUAACUACAUAUUAAGCAUUGCAGAGAAUUGUAGAGUCCUAGUUCGUUAUAAUACUUCGCUUUAGGAAAAAGUAAAAGCAAGAGAAUUUCAAAUUGUAGGCCAGAAUUGCUAAUUAAGAAAAAAUUAACAACAUUUUCAAUGACCAUAUUUUGAAUAAAAUGUGAAAUUCUCUUUGAAUUUGAGAAGUUCACACAGUGUUCAGUGAUACCUGAAAAGUAAAAUAUUUAAAGUAUAAAAAAUUUUACUCUGUUUUCAUAUAUUUUGUUCUUUAUUACAGAUAUAUUAGGGGAUACUAUACAAUAUGCAUACGUCUUAUAUUUCAUCUAUUUCUCUCAGUAAAAAUAUAUAAAGCCAAAAUAUUAAGGAAAACAAAGAUUACAGUUUCCCCUAUUGUGAAACAAUCACGAAGGGUCUGAAAUAUUGGUUUGGUAUAAAAUUUUACAUUCGUUUGAAUUCCUGAUAACUGUAAUUGUUGGCAGAAUGCAGUUAUUGCACCCUGCAACAAAUCCCUGUAGUGUGUUCAGCACGAUGGGCUCUCACUCCUUGUUGUUAGAAUGGUGUGAUGAAGUUUGACCUACCGUACAGUGUGGGGAUAUAAGUGAGUGUCUUGCACUAAAUUUCUCUAAUCAUUUUCCCAGGAGGUAGUUUUGUAGAUACAGUGACACCAUAAUAAAUUUAAUUAUUUGUAUUAAUCCAAAAAAAAUGGGCUGGAAAAUAGCUAAGUUGGAUAUUUCACAUUUGGUUAUUUUAAAAUGUGCAAAUUCCUGGUUUUACAACUAAGCCUCACAGCAUGGGGUGGAUGGAGGCUAUGAUGGCAGAACAGGGUGGAUGGAGGCUGUGAUGGCAGAACAGGGUGGAUGGAGGCUGUGAUGGCAGAACAGGGUGGAUGGAGGCUGUGAUGGCAGAACAGGGUGGAUGGAGGCUGUGAUGGCAGAACAGGGUGGAUGGAGGCUGUGAUGGCAGAACAGGGUGGAUGGAGGCUGUGGUGGCAGAACAGGGUGGAUGGAUGGCAGGCAGGGUGGAUGGAGGCUGUGGUGGCAGCAUGGAAUGGCAUGGAUGGAGCUGUGAUGUCAGAACAGGGUGGAUGGAGGCUGUGGUGGCAGAACAGGGUGGAUGGAGGCUGUGAUGGCAGAACAGGGUGGAUGGAGGCUGUGAUGGCAGAACAGGGUGGAUGGAGGCUGUGAUGUCAGAACAGGGUGGAUGGAGGCUGUGAUGUCAGAACAGGGUGGAUGGAGGCUGUGAUGGCAGAACAGGGUGGAUGGAGGCUGUGAUGGCAGAACAGUGUGGAUGGAGGCUGUAACUGCAGGGCAAGGUGGAUGGAGGCUGUGAAGUUGGAGGAUGGUUGGUGGAGGCUGUUUUGGCAGAGCAGGGUGGACGGAGGCUGGGGUGGCAGGUUUUAAAUUUGCACCCACCCCAGGAGAUAAUGGUGAAUUGCAGCAUCCUCAAUUUUUUGCCAUAUAUAGGCUUGCAAAGUAUUAUAGGAGUUGUAGUCCAUAAAAUUCCUGUUGUAGAGAUUAGGCAUUUAAGUUGAAGCCCUGCUGGGACACCAGAGGAAAACCUUGUUAUGGAAUAAGAAGCAGCCCAAAGCCAAGGUUGUGCUGACACAUUAGGCGCUGUUGAGCUGGCAGGUAUGAGCCUGUGGUUGGCAAAGGUUCAUGAGAUUUGUAGUUCAUUAUUAGCUGGAUGUCUGGCCUUUGAAUAACACGGGCUGGAGUCUAGAAUUCUGAUGGAAAGAGAGGAAACGCGAUGCUCUGGGGAUCUGUAGGACAUGGCUUUGUUUAGCAGGAUGCUCUGUUGGUCUGUUUGUGAUUUACGUCCAUUCCUUAUAAUCCUUCCUGAAGUAGUGAUGUAUUAACCAGUUUGUGUUUGUCCUUUAGAACCAGGCAGCGCAGUCUGGGCCUUGGAGCAUGAGCUCUGCUCUUUACUAGUGAAACAGGAGCACAGCGUGAUGCCACAGGCAGAGGCAACGCACAGAGCACUGCCGAGCACAGCCAUGGAACCAGAGCAAGGUUCCGGAAUGCUACAAGAAGAAGAGGUACGAAAGCAAUGUCUGAGUGACAAGGUUGGACAAGUUAAUGGCACUAGAUAAUGUUAAGAUCGAGGUUACUUUGUAACCAUUUCCUGCUCCAAAGAUAAGAAACAUUUGCAGCAUUCCCUAUUUAAUACCAUGGAAAUCUCGUUUCCAAUGUUUUAUUACUAUUUAUCAGUAGUUAACUAAACUCUUAUACAAUAAAGAAUUUUUUCAUGUACACGUUUUUACGUGUAAACUUUAAAUCUGCACUUUAGCUUGUGCAUGCUGCUGGUAUGCUUGUGUUUGUGAGCACUCAGCAUGUCUGUUACCAGGCGUAAUGGCCUUGAUUUAAACUGCGCACAUUUUAUUUCCCAAGUCCCCAGUUUCUAAGUUCCCCUCAGGUACCCUACUUUCAUAUUUAGGGUCACCAUGUAUUGGUGUAUAACACUGCACAGGUGUGUCGAUCUGGCAAGUACACUGUGUGUCAGCUCACUGUAAAUUACAAGUGACACACUGACCUCCCACUGACUAUCCUUGUUGGGUGCAUAGCAAGUGGGCUGGCAAAAACCCCAAGAAAAUAAAUUCUAAUCCCAAAAUAUUGGGUUAUUAUUGAGUUGAUUUAAAUGAAAAGAAACAAAUCAUCCUAUUAAAAUGUGAAAAAGAGAGAGAUUUCUGGCGCUUGCUUUUUGUAUCUGUAGGAGCUCGAACUUCCCGAACCAGAAUCUCUUCCUUCUGGUUGUAGAUGAGAAUAAAUAAGAGAAUGACGGGAAGCAGCGCUUUCAACUGAAGUCCUUGGUUCCAAUGGAGCAGUAUGAAAAAUAGAAGGGACAAAACCCAAAUAUAGUGUAGUAUUUUAGGGAAUCAAAUAUGGCAAAUAAAAAAAGAUUGCACUUUCACUUUUCUGGAGCUCAAGAUCAGCUCCGGACACUGCGCCUGGACGGUACAAUCCCCGUCUGUGGAUAUGUAGAUGGUCCUGGUACUACUAUAUGAGGAGGUGUCUUUUGGCCAGUGGUUAUCGAUGUAAGGUCAGCAGCGGUGCUUACAUUCGAUGCAUUCUGGUAUGCCAGUAGAUAGUGCUCCAGUAAUAUAAAAGAAAUAUAAAAACAUAGUGCUCUCUGUAAUGUUAAAAUAAUAAAUAAUUAAAAGGAGAUAAAUUCACAAAGGAAGAGCAAAUAAGUAUUGCUCAAUCCUAAACGCCAUAAGUGGUAUGUUCCCCACCAAGGAACAUGGAGUCCUCCAGGUAAAAUCCUCAAGGAUGCAGAUAAAAAUAACAAGUAGCUUAAAAUAUUAAUAACACACAAACGCAUUUCACCUGUACAAAAGGCUUUUUCAAUCAAUAAAGUGUAAAAAUAAUCUUCAUGACUCAAAAGGUAAUCCAUUUUAUGGUUACUUCUGUGACGCUCAAUAAGCAGUUAUAAGAAUUAACACCUUUUACUGCAUGUAUCCGAUCUUCUGCAGUGUGUGUGCAUGCGGGUAUGCAUAUCCCAGUUAAUAUCAUUAUACAGAAGGUUCUGAGAUGUUGCCUUUAAAUGUAUUCUCUACACACCAAAAUCUUUGUCUUAAUGAAGCAGUUUUGGUGUGUAGAUCAUGUCCUUGCAAUCUCACUGCUCAAUUAUCUGCCAUUUAUGACACAUGACUUAAAAAAAAAAUUCAAUCAGUACAGUGUGUUUUCUUUAGAAGUUUUCAUAUCCUGCUGUGUGUAUUGAACUUUAAUUCAACUUUAAACGGUAAUGAUUUCUCACAUUUAAAGGACAGAUAUCCUAUUGCUGAAUAUGCCUCAGUGACUUUUCCUUUUUAUUUUCAGAAUUUCCCCAGGACUCCGAUUUCAAACAUAAAAGCAGAGCCUGGUGUCCCAAACCACUUCUUAAAUGUUCCAGCAGGUGAGUUUUAAACUGUCACCCAACGACUGCCCUAAGAAAUUAAAUAUUUAAUUUACAACUGAUUUCUUGUAUAGCUUAACCUAGUUGCCAGUCUGUGGGGUUUAGUGGGUUAACAUCUAGGACAAUUCAGGCCAAAGUAGUGGAGUGGGGGGGAGGGGGUUGGGGGUAGAGGGAACAAAACAAAAACAUUUACUUAGCUAAGUUCAAUUUGGCAAGUUUUUUUCCCCACCUCUUCUCUAAACACGGGCAGCACGUGCCCACGUAUCCCAUUAUAUGGGAUUGACAAAGUCCUCAUUAAGGCCAAAACGUUGCCAGAUCAGCUUAAUCGCUGAAUGAAACGCCACUUCCAGCACAAUAUUAUCGUGUCGAUGUGGUGACAUUAAAGUGAUGUAAUGGGGACAGUAGCACUGUCCCUAAAGUAUCUGUUGUUGAUUUUCCAUAAUGUGCCAUUUGAUAGUUGAGCUCAAUAGUGUUAUGGAAAUACCUUUAACAGACCACCAAACGUUUUAUACUCACAUAGAGAGAUUUAUAAGAUGUGACAGUCACUACGAUCAUCCAGUGUUUUCAGAUUUCUUUUUGUUGUCUGUCCUAAAAUGUGUUAUUUCCUUGCCAAUUCUACCCCAUCUGCUAUGUGAAGAGACCGCAGACUACGUUACUGCUUAAUACAUUAUUCAGUAUAUUUGUUCAGAGUUCAAGUUUUAUCUCAUUCCAUAACUUUACUUUGUUUUGCUCUCUUCCUGUUUAUUGUAGAUGUUUUAGGUAUGAUGCCGCUCACCCCUCCAAGCAGUCAUAGUAGCGACAGUGAUGGGUCUCAGAGUCCUCGUUCUUUACCACCUCCUAGUCCAGCUCGCCCAGCACCUCGGUCUUCUCACGCCAUUUCCUCAUCACCACUACUCACUGCUCCACAUGUAAGUGUUGCGUGUGACGAGAGUGGUUUUCCAGAUGUCGAGUCUUGGGGAAGUUUUGUUAAAACAAGAGCUGAUUGUAUGUUAAAUUCUCUUGGUGAUCAGAAACUUCAAGGCACCUCUGGACCAUUGAUGCUGACCGAGGAGGAAAGACGGACUCUAGUUGCAGAGGGUUACCCAAUUCCCACCAAACUGCCUCUUAGUAAGACUGAGGAAAAGGCUCUGAAGAGAGUCCGCAGGAAAAUCAAGAACAAGGUGAGAAGGGUCACAGUGGUUCUGGUUAAAUAACUCAGGUACAAUUCAUGAAACUUCAGUGUCUUGGUUAAAUAGUGCAUAAGGCAGAAUUGGGUAUGGGUACAUUAGGUAAAACUAAAAGGUGGUAGUGUGAAACUCUGCCACCUAGGGUCACUCUGGAAAAAGCACCCAAAACAAGUUAUAAAUGUAAUAUGGGUAAAAACACACCCAUAACAUACAGGUUGCAGUGCUUGUUAGGAUGGUUUCACUGGUAGUGUGUAAUAUUUUGCCUAUAUUCCAUUUUCUAUCCUGCAGAUCUCGGCCCAGGAAAGCCGCAGAAAGAAAAAAGAAUACGUGGAGUGUUUGGAGAAGAAGUGAGUUUGGAAAUGUGUGUACGUGUCUUCGUCUUUGUAUUUUUGUGCAUGUCCCUCUGUCUCUGGUGGGGAGGGUGCUUUACGAAUGCUCCUAUUGAAGACAGCCUAGUCCUAAAGUUAACAUUUUUAGAUGAGCAGGUACGCACAAAGCAUUUCUCUAUUACAGAUAUAAUUUGUUAAAUUAGCUUUGUAAGUAGAAAAUUAGCUGAGGAUUAGAACACGCCCUAAAGAAUCAAAACCAGGAUGCUGAUUGGUGUGUCGGGGGUUAAACAAGUUUUAAAGGUGAAAUAAUCAUUGGGACCAUCCAGUCGGAAUAAUAAAUUGAAAUUUGAAUCCACGGUGCUUUAUAUGAAUAAAAUCAAAUGCAUAAAUGGCUACUGCAUAUACGGCGUUAGACCCCCACUAAGAAAUCGCAUAUCUCAAUAUAAAAAUUGUACUCCAUUGAAUAAAGUCAUAUAUUUAUAAAUGCUGGUUGUUCUGUAUGAUCUAAAAGUUGUGAAAUAAAAAAAAAAAAAUCAUGAUCACACAACAUAAUGACUUUUUCCCCACUGAAUGCGGAAUUGUCGUGAAUUAAAAAGAAAAAUGCAGAUUAACAUAAUAAAGCUGUGCAUUUAUCUGAAAUGGAUACUUUAUUUUAACCUUAAUUCUUUAUUUGAAUUUAAUUUUCAUAUCACUACAAUGUUUAGCGAAUAAUACAAAUUCACUAUUUGGAGAAUAAGUCCCAUUCCCAUAUAAAUGAUAAAAGGUGUGAUACUGUUAGAUACACAGUCAGUUUAGAAAUAUACAGUCAUUAACUAUCUUAACAAUCUGCCAUUUGCAACCUAUGAAAGUGCAGAGUUGUCAGACCUGCUGCUACAGUAAAUCGUUUAAUAGAUCUCCCCUAUUUAUUGUGUCUGUGAGUCAAUGCAUCCUGUGUCUUGUUGCCUUUGUAUUUGUUUGUGUGUGACGUACAUGUGUCACCUCCCCCUUUUUCUUAAGUUUCUUAUCUUUGGGUAAGUGCAUGCAUUUGGGGCCUUCUGCUAAUCUACUACACCCAUCAGUCUCAGCCACAUUACUGGUGCAGAGUGAAGAGAGUUGUAGACAGCAGUUAGUCUGCCCCGUGUCUCUUUGUCACGUGUCAAUCUUCGUCUUCUUCUAGGGUCGAAUCCUUCACAUCACAGAACAGCGAACUUUGGAAGAAAGUGGAAACAUUGGAAAACGCAAACCGGUGAGAUUUGAGUGAAGUAGCUCCUAAAAUUAUUCUUCUGAAUCAAUUUGUAGCAAAAAAAAAAAAGUAAUAGUAAUUGGUUUGGAUAAACAGAAUUUCGUCCAUGCUGUCAUUUUGGGAAAAAAUAAUUUUGAUGAGCCAAUAUGGCAGGGAAAACGUGCCUACUAGUGUAUUGCAAUGGAACAAAGCUAAAGGUAUUCGAGCAUUUUUGCAAUGCAAUUCUGACUACUUCUUAUUAUUGCGAUUUAUAUAGCGCCAACAGAUUCCGCAGCGCUUUACAAUAUAAUUAGUGGGGGAUUUAACUAUAAAUAGGACAAUUACAAGAAAACUUACAGAGACGAUAGGUUGAAGAGCUUACAGUCUAUGACUUCUUACAGUUAUAUUAUUAAUCUGUAUUUUAAAAAAUUAAAUAUUACGUGAGAACCUACAUGCAAUCUCUCACAGAAAUGGUAAAACAAUAAUCACUACUGGUUUCCCUCCCUCAAUACCUGAGGUCAGAGGUUAUCCGGAAGAAUCCUGCUUGGAAAUAGAUUAUUUAUUUUUGUAAAUGCUCCUCCUUUUUUCUGACCUAUUGGUCACGUCUCACUUGAUCUGUGAAUAAAAUUAACAUUUAGUGGCUGUCCCUAACCAUCAAUUGUCUAUUUCCACCUUUUGAUUGGAGAGAAGAAAUGCCCCACAUCACUGGGCAUCCCUAAGAUUCCAACUAAGAUUCUUAUUUUUCCCCCAAUCCAUCAGCUUCUUCAAGCUUUUUUUAAGCUCCACAUACCGAAUCCUCAAAUCACGAAACAAGUUGAAGAAUAUUGGAAAAUUGCAGAUUACCCAAAUUGUUUAAAAAUGUGCAAUUCUAGCAGGAGUCAUCAUGGAUUUUGGUGACUCAUUAGAUAAGAUUUCUGUGAAUUACAAACAUUUUUUUUUUCUGUAGAAAUAACUCCUUUAUGUGCCAAGACAGGCAGACAUACAAAAUUAAUUUUAAAAAAGUUCAAAAUUUUAGAAAAAAAAAAGACUACUCACACUUAACUGUUAGCUAGCUAUCAGAUUGGGCAAAAAUGUAGCGAUUGUGCUUUAACUAAUAAAUCAUACACCCCUGGUAUGUACAUUGUUUGCUAAACUACUUGCUUUAGAAAUAGAAUAAUUAAAGAUGGGCUUAUAUUGCCUCCUAGUGGAUGAUUUGUCAAACUACAGCUACAGGUUCCAGAUACUAAAUAAGUGUUUUCACAUCAACUCUGCUCAAGAUUAAAGCGGCUCUGUUACUUUGCGUAAUUUCUCAGUUUCUCUUUGUUUUAUUGUAUUGAAAUUCACCUCAGUUUUUAAAUUAUACAUAAGAAAAAGUAGGGACUACUUUUUCUCACUGGGAGCGUGAUCUAUUGCAAAUGUUUGACAAUGGGAUAGGCUUAAAAUAAUUCAGUGAUUUACCCACAAUCCAUCAGUAAAACCAGUCCCACAGAAGGCAAACUGCAGACUUCAUGAUCAGAGUAAAAGAAAAUAGGGGCACACAGGUAUUAAGAUCCGGCACAUGGGAGAAAAGAUUAUUAUUAUUAUUAUUAUUAUUAUUAUUAUUAUUGUUAUUAUUGGUAUUUAUAUAGCCUCAACUUAUUCCGCAGUGAUUGAUAUAUAGACUUAAAUAUAAAGAAAGACACGCAGCUACAGGGCCCCCCACGGCCACCACAUCAUCAGAAAACAGUCUGUUUGUUAAAAUCCCUCUAAACAUAUUGAAUGAUAUUAAUUAAUUUUAGAAGCCUUAAUUUAAAUGUCAGCAGAUGUAGUAAGCACUAUUUAGUUCCUAUAGUAAAAGCUUGAGAUGCAUUCCACAUCUGAUUCAAUACGUCUCUGGACAUUCUAAAGAUAGUGCACAACGCCCCUCACCCAGGUGGUCCCUGUAAUAGCAGAUUAAUCCCGAGGUGGGACCGACAGGCUCCCUGGCCCUCAACAUCUUAAAAUCACCCGUUGCUAUCAGAAGCUUCUCCAGACAGCUAUCGGGGGAGAGGAGAUCUGCAAACAGACAUGCGCGACACCGUUAUCUUGUAACAGUGUCAUUUAUCAUUUGUAUGAAAAGGAUUCUUUUCAUUGCAACCGUUAUCUUUUGAGGUGCUGCCCCCAAGUGUCCCUAUUAAUAAGGCUAUGAACGACUUUAAUAAAUAUUAAACAUAAUCAUUGCAUUUAAAUAUAUCCAACCCAAACUGAUCAUGAGCAUCUACAGACUAAUUAAAACUAAUAAUUGUAAUGGGCAGACUGGAUUGUAAUGCAGUUUAUGUCUAGUGCCACCUAGUGUUAGUAAUGUAAACUGCGCUUGCAAUCUUAUUUCUAAAGUCUAGAUACAAAGUACAUUGAGGGUAUUUCUGACAUAAAACAUGGGAUCUGUGUAAGUACACUAUUAAAUUCAAGUUAUUGAGGUGGAUGAAGCCAGCAUCAGAUUGAAAAUACAGGAUCACUUAUUAAAAUAGUUGGAAAUACUUCAUGUUGAUUAAAACUUACCAAAAAUGAAAUUUCAGUUUUUUGUUGUAUGUUUGUUGUCACCCCCUCCUUGAUUCUUCGUUUGAGGCCGGUAUGGCGCAGUGUUUUUAAGGCUGACCCUCAGGAGCAACUAAUAUGCAACCUUGCAUUAUGUUCUUGUGACUCCAUCCUGUCAAUAAGACAUGUUGUGGCCUCUUCAUGUGUCCUGAGACCAAUUUAGAGAACACUGCUCUGAAUAGCACAUUAAUGUCUGUUUGUUUAAUCGAAUGUGUAAUAAUAAUUUUUGUGUUCCUAUUUGUAGAUCUCUGCUGCAGCAGUUGCAGAAGCUGCAGGCUCUGGUUACCGGCAAAGUGACAAGACCCUGCAAACUCGCAGCUACACAGACAGGAACCUGUCUAAUGGUAAAUUCUCAAGCACACUACCCUGCCAACAUAGAGGAGCUCUAAAUCAUGUGUGCAACAGCCACAGCUCUCUCAUUAGUGUGCUACAGCCCUGCCCCGUGUUCUAAGUGUGAAACAGCCAGGUGCUGUUCUUGUGUGUGACACUGACACCGCCAAGUACCCUCUGUCCUGUGCGACAACACCAAAGCUUUUCCUAUUAGUGACAGUGCCAUGUCCCCUGUGUGAAACUAAAACAGCCAGGCCAUAUCUUUUCUGCGACACAAACAAGGCCGAGUUCUGUGAUAUACCUUCUUCUAUCUUCUGUGACACAAACAUAAAUACCGCUAAGUCCUUCUUCUAUUGUGUGACAUUAAUAAAGCCAUAACUUUCUUUGCAUGUGUGACAUUAAUACAGCCAUAACGUUCUUCUAUUGCGUGACAUUAAUACAGCCAUAAUGUUCUUUGCAUGUGUGACAUUAAUACAGCCAUUGUUUUCCUCCCAUGUGUGACAAUAACACAGACAUGGUGUUUUGCAUGUGUUACUAAUACAGACCAAGCCUGUGAUGUAUGGAAAACUAAUGGAGCCAGAGCCACCAACGUGUACGUGACAGUGACACAGCCGGGGCCCCGUCUCCUUUGUAUGAUACAUACAAGCUCUUUCUGAAGUUAACCCUAUCGUUCUGACUUCUCUUUCCUCUCCUCUCUGCAGGUUGUGGUGCUUUGUUUUGUUCUUGCCUUUGGUUCCAUGAUUCCAUCCUUGCCAGAAUUUUCUUCGGGGUCUCAGACAGUGAAAUCAGUCCCUCUCUUGGCACCUGACCUGUACUCCCUCAGCCAGAGUAAGACCCCAACCUGAUGCCCCCUGUGCUUACUUGUACUGUGUUACUGCACUGACACAGACAGAUACAUUUAUUGGGUCCCUGGCAGGGUGACAAAGAAGGCAAGGGCUCGUGGAGUUUAGCAUCUUUUAUAUAACAGCAUUUUGUAAAUAAUCAAAAACAGCAUAUAGGUUAUGUUAAAAGCGAAUCUACCAUUUUUAUGAUAUUAGCAAUAAAAUGCUUGAAUCAUGGAACCUUUAUUUAAAUUAAGCUUUGGCCAAAUUCCAAGUCAGGGCAGUUGGAAAGUAAUUGCAAGGAACGUUUUGGAACAACUUAAAAACUGUGAAUAAUUUACAAUUAGAUUUACUUUUAACACAACAAAUAAACAUUUUCAAUUAUCUUCACACUGUUGCAAGUACUGACCAUAAAGGGUUCUAGAGCCCAGCACAGAGAAGCUAUUGUAAAUAAUAUUACUACAUUUUCAAACUGGGGUAAAAUAAACAUAUAUAUUUUGCAGUCCGAACCCGAAAUCUCCUGUCCUACGAUGAGGGGAUUGGAAGCGAGGAUGGAGCCAACUCGGUUUUGGGAGUCCAGAGGAGAGACGGUUGGGUCCCAGACACAUCAUCACCUGGCAGGCACAUGGAAAACACGGCCCACGAGAGGAGCAAGUACCUGGGAGAAAAUGAUUGGGAAAACGGGACAGAUGGAGGAUUCACGAGGCAGGAGGAGGGGUGAGCAGAAUACUCACAAAUACUCAUAUUUAAAAUUCUUUUCUUCAUCAGUCUUUUGUGGGACAGAGAAAAGUUAGCAUGCAAAAUCCUGCUAUUUUUUUAUUUUUACAAAAACCACGGAAUAAGUAAUUAUUUAGUCCAAAAACUAUGAAAUGCAUAAUAGUUGUGUGUUGCGCGUUGUGUGUUCCGUUAUUGUUGUUAAAAUGUUACAAUUAAUGGUACAAAGUAUUAAAUCUAGUAAAUUACAUUGGCUUUUUAAAGGCUUAUUUACUAAAGUCCAAAUUGGCUAAAUUCUGUUAAGCAGACCUGCAACCCAUUUUACAAUUCUCAUAUUUACUGCAGGAUAAUUUAGUUGAAAUUCACUUCUUUCAACAGAAAUAGAACAUUUCAUUUGGUACCAUACAGUGUCUGCUGUACAAUCGUGAAUGCUGACGUGAAUUCAAUAGAAAACGCACAUUUUGCUUACUUAUCAAACACUGGGUUUCAGUCGGAUCCACUCUGAACUAAUCGGGGAAAAGGCAAAUUCACAAAAUAAAUUCACCUGCUUUUUUCAGGCGUUACUACAGAAAUCCACAGUAUUUGCAUACUGGCAGCACAAGCAGCCAGCAGAUAAAUUGCUAAAAUGAGUGCGUGUUCCUUUAAAUAAAUAGCCCUGUUUAUAUUUAUUAAAUUCUUCCCAUUGCAAUGCUAAUUCUUAGGUAACGCAUGGUCUACUUUACCUUGUGUAGCUCUUUCUCCUGAUAUCACUGUAAGUGGGAGAAGCCUAAGAUUUAAAAUAGCCGCUACAUUUACAUUUACUGGAAAACAAGACAAAAUGCAAUUGCAGAAUCAAAAAAUAUAACUUGCAAAACAGGAUAGCUUUACGAAAUUAAAAAACGAAAUCACGAAGAGUCUCAUAUGAAAUGCGGCCAAUGUCUCGUUUUAUAAAGUUUGAUGAAUGGUUGUGCCUCUGAAUAAAACCAGUCACCUGUGAAUAUUUUUUUUGUAAAUUUUUUUAUUUAAUUAAUGGAACACAUUAUAUAAUAGAUAAUUAGAUUGCAGUACCAUAUAGUAGAAAGAUUUAAAAUGAAAGAAUUUUAUGGUAGAUUGUUUAUAUUUUUUAAUUGUUAAACAAGAUGAGAAAGUCAGAUAGUUAUAACGGACACUUAACAACUUAGUUAUUCAACAAUCUUUAACAUAUCCAGUCUCAGAUAUGGGAGAGAUGCAUCAUGGGAAUACAGGUGCAAAGCGCUACAUACAGAUAUAUUGGUUUCCAUGGUGAUAGCCCCAUAUUUACCACUUUGCCCCACAAUGGCACCUGCUAUUACAUAUUGAUAUUGAAAAAACUGUCACUAAUAUGAAAAGCUUUGAUACUUACUUGGAUUCAAAGCUGUUGGUUUACUGGGAAUUGAGGAGAAUUCGCUAGAAAAAUGCAUUUUUGUGGACAAAACAGUUGAAAAGAUGAAAUAGCUCAGUUACAUAAUUCCAUUGAAAGUUAAUUACCAUUAUCUGUUUACUGAAUAUACUCAUAGGGUAUUAUAAAUUUUUUUUUUUUUCCCCACAUUUUAGUUAAUUGCAAAAUGUAGGCAAAAAUAUUGGAUUUGGCAAAUUUCUCCAAACUUCGCUAGAGCGUGACAAUUUAUGACUACAUUUUGCAAAUCCAUUCCAUAUCACUGCAAUAUGAUGUUUAGUGAAUUAACCCUGAAUUAAUUAUUUCUGCUGUAACUUGUGCAUCCCUAGCGGUUCUCUGAUCGUGUCUGUUUUGCUAUUUUACAGGGACAGAAGCUCUGAAUUCUUGUAGGAUUGGGGGCAGAGGGAGGGGGACCGGAAGCUGAACAUUCCACAGGAAGGAAAAAAAAUGCAGGGAUGUCUGGAUUUAGACAAAAAGGAACUUUGGGAAUCCCAGAGAAAACACUCAUCUCACUUGUGUUUGGAAUAAACAAAACAAAGCACUGAAGUGGAAGAGUGUGCUGACGUGCAGAGGGUAGAGACUCAAUAAGAAAAAUUCUCUGCAUGAAACUAGCACAACCGUCCAACUGGUGCCUAAUCUGGCCAAGCAGCAACAAGACUGCCUGCAAUCUCUUUAACCCCCAGCAGAGUGCGCUCUCUGUCUACUUGUAUUGCCCUCCUAUGAUGACAUUACCAGCUGCAUCCCAAAGGUUUCACAUUUGUUGCCUCCUCGCUGCCGGUUGGGACUGUAUAAUUUAGAUGCCCUGUUUCAGGGAGUGAAGGACUCUUGCCUAUUUAUGAAAGAGGCACACCCUGCUUACUGUUUUUUGGUCAUCGGUCCGGACCCCUCUCUCAACUGCUGCCCCCAUCAAUCGGUCCUUGUACAGACCACACCUGUAUUUCUGGAGAAGAUUUAGUUAAUGCAAGCUUUGUAUGCACGAGGAGGUCCUCCUCUAGAUUUAUACCUUUCUUAUUCUCCUCUUUGCUCUGUGCCUGCUUCUUUUAAGCAAUUUAAAAUAAUAAAAAAAAAUAGCAUCAGCAACAUGUCUUCGUGUCUCACUAAAUUUAAAGAGGAACACGGGAGAGGUAACGAAGAAAAAUUCCGGUAAGAUGAAUCUGACAAAUCAACAGGUCGAAACUGUGCCAGUCGUUGUACAGCAAACUAUAUAUUUUUCAGCACACUGAUAGGCACAUUUUCACACCAUUUUGGUUGAUAGAUCAAUUUAGAAAAGGUAAUCAAUAGAGGGAGAAGCAGU